GUCAGCACUCAGUGAAGAUGGCCGCUGUGUCUGGUUGCUAGCUGGCUGCUCGCUCCGUCCUCGCUGUGUUUACAUCCGGGUACCGGGCCGGCUCGGGGCGCUGACUGAGGCUGGGAACGAGGCUCGGGCGGGCACUAAUGUCGGAUAAUCAGAGCUGGAACUCGUCAGGUUCGGAAGAAGAUCUGGAGACCGAGUCCGGGCCGCCCGUGGAGCUCUGCGGGGUCCUGUCCAAGGUAUGGCGGCCGGAGGGGGGAGCCGGGCCGGGGGUUACAGGACCUCAGCCUCCACUCAGACCGUGACAGCCUCCACUCAGCCCGUGACAGCCUCCACUCAGCCCGUGACAGCCUCCACUCAGCCCGUGACAGCCUCCACUCAGCCCGUGACAGCCUCCACUCAGCCCGUGACAGCCUCCACUCAGCCCGUGACAGCCUCCACUCAGACGGUGACAGCCUGGCACUCAGGCGGUGACUGCCUGGCACUCAGGCGGUGACUGCCUGGCACUCAGGCGGUGACUGCCUGGCACUCAGGCGGUGACUGCCUGGCACUCAGGCGGUGACUGCCUGGCACUCAGGCGGUGACUGCCUGGCACUCAGGCGGUGACUGCCUGGCACUGGCACUCAGGCGGUGACUGCCUGGCACUCAGGCGGUGACUGCCUGGCACUCAGGCGGUGACUGCCUGGCACUCAGGCGGUGACUGCCUGGCACUCAGGCGGUGACUGCCUGGCACUCAGGCGGUGACUGCCUGGCACUCAGGCGGUGACUGCCUGCAUGGAGCUGGAUCACAGUCAUGGUAGUUACUGACCUGCACUCAGUGUGACAAUUCCUUGUUUUGUAUUUAGAGCCCUACUGUUGUAUGUAUGUGUAAAUAACAGGAGUAUUGCAGUGACACUGGACCAACAUUACAGAUUAAAAGACAAGCUUUCAAUAGUUUCUUCUGUUUGAUUUAGAAGCAAUAUUUAUCAGUGUAGUGCCACAAACCGCACACUUCAACACAACUGUUACUUUGGCUUGUGAAUUAGUGUGUGUAGUCAGCAAUCUUUGAUUUUCUUUGUACUCCUUGUAACACUGUGUAAAUUCUCCUAUUCGUGACUGUUUUCAUAAUCAAUUUACUUUAACGGUGCUUGUGCAAUAAUAAGUGUACAUUUAAGAUGACCUUGUCAUUUUUUAUAUAUAAAUAUAUUUUUUCUAUUUGAGUUUUAAUGAUUGUGCUAUAUUAUCACAUUACAAUGGAAACACUUGCAUUGAUUUGCUGUCAUUUUCUUGGGCUGUUUAUAGUAGAGCAGAGUAAAUGCGUAACGUGCUUGUUUUGGAAUAUUAUUAUGUGUCUGAUUUUGUUCUUUUAUGUUAAAAAAACAAACAUGUAGUCGCAUAGAUAUCACUCGUUGAAACCCAUUUUCGGAGAGUGUUUGCAGAAGUGUUUUGAUUUACUAUUUACAUUUAUGCAAGUUUGAGGUUAAUUCACUCCAAAAUGAAUUGGAAAUCUUAUCCGCAAAAAAAAAAAAAUAUAUAUAUAAAAUGGAUUUUCCAACUUUGCUUUUAUACAGCUAUUUGCAUGCCUCUUACAGUGCUGAUGAAUUAUUUUCUUCUUUGGAUUUCUUCACUACACUGUUAUUUGUAUACAGCUUCAGACUAACAGAGCUGGGAAAUGGCUGCGUUGUAGAGUUUCAUUUGAAAUACUCUGGCCUAAAAAAUGCAAUUCAUUUUAUAAAGUCCCCCACCAGUGAUCCCGUGUCGUACUCUGAGCUUGCAUAAUUAGUUUUUAUAAUAAAUGACAUGAAAAGCAGAUUUAUUUGAUUUACAAAAGUUGUGCUUUACCCUCAUAUAGCUGUGUUAUGGCACUGGCUUCUUUAAUUUGCAGCAGUUCUACUUCAGAGCCAUAUGUAAUGCCUUGCUAUCACCUGCGUUAAUUAUCGGUGCAUCUUGAAUUGGCAACCCAUUCUUCAGUUUGAAGGUUAGCAAAGACCCACUUUCCAAGAAAAGUAGAAUUGGCAUUAGAAUGAUUUUUACAAUGCAUUGCUGUAACUUUAUUCAAUGUAUCAAUGCUACAGUAAACCACUUAUUAUGAGCUGUUUCUAAAGGUUUAUUUAAUUUUUAUUCUUUUUGUAACUACUCUGAAGUUGAGGUUGCACUUCACUACCCAAAUAGUAAAUAAAUAAUUGUUUAGUAGCUAUACCUUCAAAGAAAACUUGCUUACAUUUUAUGUGUGCAUUUAAAAAAAAAAUGUAAUUUUCAUAAGAGUACGUAUAAAAAUCGCUUGCAAGCACUUCCCUUCUACUCCUGCCCAGACUUUGUGGCUGUCCAAUCACAGACUUCCCAAUGCAGCUCAAUGAGAAGUCUUUUCAAAGCAGGUGUCCAGGCAAUUGCCUGCCACUUGAGCUUAGCUUCACUGGGCUAAACAACCAGGAAGUAACAGGAUUGGUUGUCUGAUCGACUAACUUGGGAGUGUAACCAUGUUAAUUUAUAAAAGUGUAAAUUUCUAUUGAAAUCUGCACUUUUUUUUGCUAAAAAGGGUGGUGGGAGAAGAGGACACCCCCUUUAUGCGUAAAACUUUUCAGUAAGCUAGCGUGCUUUAGGGGUCUGGAGUAUCCCUUUAAGAACGGAUGCUAUAUGUAUUUCAGUGGGAUGGACACCACAUUUAUAGAAAUAAUCUUUUGUAUUCUUCCCUUUUAUGAUCUGGUGUAAUAGUUCAACCUGGGAGGUCAGCAAGCACUGAUUAAUCAAUUAUCUGGUUUCUGUAUGUUUACAUAUUACUUUCAUAUGCUGGUGGAUUCUCUGUCUAUUUGUGGAUAAUAUAAUAAUUUGAAAUGUCAUUAAAAGGACAUUGCAAGUACCAUAUUGCUCUAAUCUAAUGCUUCUUGCAUUUGUGGUCCCAGUUUUCUUCCCUUUCGUUUUGUUUGUUAUUGUUGCAGCAAUAUGGAGAAAGGACUGAUUUUAUAAACUUGAAAAUACAAAACGUAUCUAGUGUGUUUAUGCAGUACCACAUUGUGAAAUACCUAUGGACUGUUGUAAUUUCACUAAAAUUCCAACCCAGUCGAUUAUAAAGAGCAAAGUAGGGACUACUUUUGUCUCUGUAUAAUUACUAUGCCUGACACUUCUAGACAUUUGGUGGAGCUACAGCCAUCUAGAAUCCCUCAUCCCUACAGAGAAUUGUCUUUAUCUAUAGAGAAUCCUGUGGUUUCAUUGGACACUCUGUAGACCUCAAUUGGUCAACGGUGACAGCUGAAGUGGACCAACUGGGAGAAGGUGACCUAACCUGCGAAGGCAGGUUUAGGUAAGUAGAACUCAACUUGCUUGGCCACUAGACCCCCAACGGUGAUGUCACCAUUGGUAAUUUUUGCAAAUUGUGCAGAAUACCCAGAUGGUGACAAUGCUGCUUUAAAGAAAAAGUCCAGUGUGUGUGCUACUAGCCAAGCCUUGAGUUAUUCACCACUGCAAGCCAUAGGGUGCCCUUUAAGGGGUGAAUUUCUACUCUUUGGGGUGAAAUAUUCACUUGUCAAUGGCUAUUGAAAAGCAAUAAGCACGUGCAAAUCCCCAGUACUUGUAGGUUCUGCAGUGAGCUUUCUCCAAACACUGCAUGGAAUCUGACAAGCAUUCUACAUCACCUUUCCACAUCACUGAUGAGCAUCCCAUAAUGGACACAGCAAGGAUUUCUGGGAGUUGCAGUUCAGUUGCAGGUUUUCUACUGUGUAGAGUCAUGACCUCGAAUACUGCAGUGUUUUGUGGGUGUUUUUUUUUUUUUUUUUUUUUACACUAAUGGAGAAAGAUCAUUGUGGGUGCCUGGAGUGAGAUGUAAGGGGCUACACAGACAUUAACAUUCAUAUGAGACUUUGUAUAACUACAUGUGUUCUCUCACAAGUACUUUCAUUCAGAAAAAAAAAUUGAAGCGGUUCUACAAGUUAAUAGAAUUUUUAUUUUUGCUAAACCUUGUAGACGCUGCAUUUUAGCUUUCUAUAUUGUGGUCAUCAAUUACUUCUGCUGCACUGGUAUUCCAUGUAACUACCACUCUUUUAGUGGCCUAAUAGAUCUGCUAACUAGCAAGGCUUAGAUCUAGGUUUCAACUAUGCCUGGGAUUUAAAAUGUUAUUAGCCAACUCGGACGCAAUGCAAGAAAGCAGGUCACUUGGGCAUUUCAUAUUUCAGUUGCUAAUAGUGCGCUUAUAGCUUGACCGUAGUGCUGGACCCAAUCAUUUCUUCAUAUUGGAAAUGUACUUUCUCACUGAGAAAUAUCCUCAUGUACUAUUUGCUUGACUAUAUAGUUUUAAAAUGUCUGGUAAAUGGCUCAUUGCUUAGUGUUCCCUAUUUCUCAAAUAACUACUUUUUUUAUAAGCUCAGUAUAUUAUUUAAUGCUUCUGAGGCUAAUACAGGUCUGUCUUUUAAGGUCCACUGAUUCUCGAAACAUAGAAAUUCCAUUUGUGUUAAACAGUAAUCGUAUGUUGAUGGAACAGACUGUAAACGUUAAAGUAGAAAUAGUUUAUUUUUUUUCCCUCUGUGCUGUAUACUGUAUUGGUUUUCCGAGAUGUCCUGCUGUUGAUUGUGAUGAGCCCUUCCCUUUCCAGCUUGCAAUAAUCAGAUGGUCUCAUACUUGUGUCAAGUCCACUAGGGUGUGUUUGAAGAUUAUCAUGCCAUGGGUGUUGUUUUACAUAUAAAGUUUUUUUGUUUUUUUUUGUCUUGGAGUCCAGAUAACUCACUCUCUCAAGGUGCUGAUUUUGGCCACUUAUUACUUAUGUUAUCAGAGUACUUCAGACUUUGCACUGGUUUUGUUGUUUUUUUUUUGUUUGUUUUUUUUUUUUCUGCUCAGAUAACAUUUAAAUUGGGUGACUGAGAAAACAAGUUACCCGUUAAUGAGCAAUUGGGUAGCUUGGAAUUUGGUACAAAUUGUGUGUGGGCAGGGGGGGGUUGCAGUGUUGCAAUGCUUUCCAGGUCACUGUGUAACCAUAGAUGUGGAAAUAUUGUGUAAUUCAGGCAGUCCUUUGUACUACACCCCGAUAGCGGGAGAGGCAGUUCAAUGAUUGAAAAGGCCAAACUGCAGUAUCUUCCUGAUACCGAUAAAAUGAGUACCAUUAACUUGGAUAGUAACCAGACUUUAGGAUGUUAUAGGAAGCAGAAAAGCUUUCCUGGAUAAAUGCUUUGCUAGUAAUAUAUUUGCAGCUUUAAAUAAGGCAACAUAGACCGGUAGCUCAUUUAGACAUAAAGCUGUCUUGUGGUCUGUGACUGGCAAAAGGAUACUUUUUUUAUUUUUAUUUUUUUUUUAGCAGACCGUGCUUUCAUUUUAUACGUUCUGGGACAAAAAAGUGAAAGUUCACAAAUCUAUCUUUCGGCAUACUUUAAUGGGGCAAUCUAAGAACCAAGAUCACUUCCUCCUAAUAAGGUGAUAUGGGGUCUUGGAUGUUGCCCCAGUAGGCUUGCAUUUCAAAAUGGUGACAUUUCUGAUAGGUUAUGUGUUAAGCUUGUUCUUUAGCAGAUGUUUCUUGCAGAAAGUAGUGGUAGGUACCCAUUGAACCCCAGGUGAAAUGUUUGACUACAGAAGGCUUCCAUGUGAAACUGGUCAAAUCUGGAUCGUGGAGUCUAAUGCAGGGCAUGACACAUCUAAAGUACCAGGUGUCCGAGGCCCAAUAAUAUAUCUGACACGGUCUGUAAACUUUCAAAUACUUUUGUAGAACUAUAUUAAGGGGUGUUUCCAAGCAUCAAAAUUAUUACAGCUUGCUGUAGUGGUUAUGAUGCCAGGAUUACUCUGGCCUGGUCUCCCACUAAUGGGGGGAAAACCACUUUGCAAUGGUUUGCCCUAGUACCUGGUCCAGUUGGGCGCCUGCUCUCUUGGGGUGCUGGCUUAAAGGUGAAUCCAGUUUCUGCUGGGUUGGAUGCUAAUGCUGCCGGAUAUAUCUGGAAGCUUAGGCUCACCGUUCUCAGCCAAUGAAUGCAACUCCGUGCCUCGACAAAUAUACAGUAUUGACAUUAGCCAGUCUGGAAUUCAUGUUCCAGGCUGGUUGACACCCAAAGGAUGCUACCUGAAGUGGACUUACACUCCCAGAAGCAGUGGGGUAUGUACAGUGUUUCACAGUGAAACUGUGCACAAACAGGGUUAUUUUAUCCCCAGGUAAAGAGUGUUCCUUUCCAAACAGAGUGAGUGAUAGGUUUGUACAUUAUAAUUUCAGUGUUCCUUGGAUACACUGUAUUUAAUGACCUUUUAUUAUGCAGGCUUCUGUUCCAGCUUGUUUGGAAGUCAUUUUAUUUUUUUAUAUAAUUUUUUUUUUUUUUUUUUUAAACUAAUUAAUCAAGAAGCUGUGAUGCAAGUUUGUAUUUUAGUAUAAAACCAUGAUGUAGUGUCCCUUUUUAAAAUAUCGCAUCUCAAGAAUAGGAAUUUGCUUUUGUAAUGUAAAACCAACAGGAAGUGAUGACUUCCUUCCGGUCCAGCUAAUUCCAUCUUAUUUUACCUGCUUCCUUUUGGCUAUUACAGUUCUGAUAAUGUGCAAUAUUUAUCACUUUUACACGUUGUGUGUUAAAUCCUAAAAAGUUGCUUUUUGAAACAUUAAGUUAAAAAUAAAAAAAUCCCUUUUUUUAUUUAAAAAAAAAAAGUGAGGUCUUCUGCUGCUUAUUAUCUGGAGAUCUUGUGUAAUUCUCUACCUUUUCAGCCAUCGUUUUUGAUGCCUCUAGGGUGGGUGGUGUCUGUUGCUUAUUACUGGUGUAAUCCUGAGCCAAACUGGAUUGCAGCAAUUGGCCAGAUCCUGGAUUGAUGUGACACCCAAACUGAGUUGCUGUGAUUCUAAAAUUGUGCGCCUUUAAAAAUAUACAUUCAGAUGUUUUUAAAUUUCAAUUUGGCUAUUUUGGUGUAAAAGAUGCCUUCAUGUUUAGUUCCUGAAAAUUCACCUGCUGGUCUAGAAUCCUGUGAAAGGAUCAUUUUAAAACUAAAACUUCAGGCACCUACUGCUCUUCCUGAAAUGGUUUUUACGUAAAUGAAUUUCUUCUGGUACAUGUCUGGAAUUAUGAGCUACAAUUACUUUCUGUAAUAGAAAUACUCUUGCCUUUCUUUUUAUCUGUAAACUAUUUCCGCACUGAAAAGGGAAUGUAGUAGUCUUGUCAAACUAUGAGUGGUAUUUUUCUGGCAUAUGGUGGCAGUACGUAUGGGUUGUGCUUCCUAAUUGGAACCAGCAUCUGCAAGAUCGGUGACUAAGAAAAGUCCCUCUCCUUUACCCUAUAAAGGGCAUCCCCGGUUCUUCCUUGUCUCAGCACGGGACGGAUCAAGCGUCUGUUGAAGGUGAGGCACGCAGGUUGCUGUCUGGGGGAGGAAACCCGAAAGCUGCCUGGAUGGUAGGCUGAGCGGCAUGGCUUCGUCUGUGCAGGUUCCGGAGCCCUUUCUGUUUAACUUUAUGCUGAGUAUGUUCCGGCAUGGUGAGUAUGGGAAGGCCGCGGGACGGCUUCAUUAUGUUGCAGGCCCUGCGCACAGCGGGGGAACGCACGCCCGGGUGGUGUUACGUUCCCUCCGAAGUUCCGGGUGCACUAUUGCACGUGCAUUAACCGGAACUUCCAGAAAACCGCAGAGUGCUGUUCCCUCUGGCAGCAAGAAGCUUGUCAGAAGGGUUCCCCAUGUCACCAUGCCCCCACACGGCUCAGAGGUUUUCAAGGUAAGAUUAGCUGAUCUUUGCUUUUGAAAAUAUGUUCUGAUUAAAAUUGCAAGUUAUGGAUGGAAUUGUUUUGCAGAAAGUGGACUGUAUGUGCAAAAUAGACUGUUUGUACACCUCUGCUAUACAAGGCUUUUGCUUAUUGUAUCUACUCCCCUUAAAAUGGGUCUGGGGUUUAUAAAUAUGGACUAAGGUGCUGCAAUUUCUUGGGUAAAAUUAAGCUGAGAAUAUGCAAUCAUUCUUAUAGAGCAUCAAAUAGUGUAUCAGCUGCUCUGAGAUGUUCUGCAGAGACUGACGAGAAGCACCCUUCGAUUACUUCUGUCUGGCGAAUGUUUAUCUACUUCUUCUUAAGACAUGUCAGGUUCAUCAUACUGUGUGAAGUUGGUUCCCACCUGAUGUACUAAGAACGUUCAUUAGGAAAUAAUCGGCCAUGGGGCAGGAUAAAUCUGCGAAACUUUAAUGAGGGUUAUCUGUUCCUCAAACCCCAUAUCUUUCUCAUAUGCAGAAAUGGGAACACUCUUGCAUCGUUUCCACUGAGCAAUAUGGUUUGGGUCAGUAUGGUUCGGAAGGGUUAGAAUGAUCCAGCCUAUUCAGGUGUGCAUUUCCACUGCAAGUAGGACCGCCAGGGGGCAUGCGGGGUUUAGACCAAAUGCCUAGCAUGUCAUUUUGUUGUGAGCAUUGACCUUUUCCUGUCUGCCAAUCAAUGCAUUGUAUAGUGUGUCGCCAGCAGCUCCUCCUUAACCGUACCGUACCAUUUCCUAUGGACCUAUAUCUGAAGGGGGCUCAGGAAUGGUGCAAUUUGGUUCGGUUGUAUUGGUCACUUUCAUAAUGGAAACAUUUAAAAUGGCGUACCGCUCAGUGAAAACUAAGCACAAGUGUAAUGAGCCUUUCUUGCCCAGCGUUUAAUGUUUACCAUCAAAUAGUUAAAUGUUAUACCCCCAGGUACACUGGGAAUUCAUAAAAAAUCCGCAGGAGUAGCUGCUUAAAAACCCUGUCGUCAAGAAGGCUGAGACCUUUUGCAGACAAACUUUCCAGACUUCUGGGUUUUGGUAGAGGUCUUUGCUGGCAGGUGCAGCAGUUUCCAAAAACCUUGUUUACAAUCCUUAAUGGAGGUAAUUUAAGUCUCUGGUAAGCAGCUUGUCAGUUUCCUGGUUUAUUGUGAUUGUCACAUACUUUUUAAUAUGGAUUUGGCAAUGACUGCCAAGAUCAUGGGUUGAUCUGUUUCCCUUGGCUUAAGCUUGGACAACAGUUCAGUGUCCUUUUCGUUCCCCUGUUUACUCCCAUUAGGAAAAGGGGUAUCUUUUCUAACCUAUGUCGAAAAAAGUUCUGCCUCGACAAGUAGAACUAGGUCCGACAUGGGUAGGCUUUUCGGACGCCAAGAAGUUUGGAGGUGUAAUCCUGCAUUUCUAUAUUAAGUGUGGAUAGCUCAGUGGGUUUAGACCUUGUUCAACCCUUGGCUUUGCAGGUUCAUUUCCCCUGCAGGGUUAACUCAGCACUUCACCCUAUUGAGGUAGAUGACUGGAGUACAAUUCAGUGGAAUCACUUAACAUUCUCGGUUGCAUUUGGGAACCAGUAUUUAUCUGAAUGUCUCUUGCCUGGCUUUUAAGUAGAACCGACUUGCAAUCACUGGUUUCUAGAUCUAGUUAAAGAGGGCACCGCUUGCUCUUUUCAAAUCUGUACAAUCCAUAAUCUUUCUAACGUUGGAUUCAAUGAGUUUGAGAUAUGGUACUGUGAACCAUGAACUUGGUUGGGUUCCUCAGGAAUCUCUUGGUUAUCAAUCUCGGAUCAUUCCUUUAAACCGGUUAUGAAUUUAAAUUAAUUGGUUCCUCUCCUGAGGUUCAGAAUUCCAUCAUAUCCCUAUUGCGACUCCUCAAGAAGUGUUCUGAAAAUAUGCCAUAAGUGGAUUGAAGAGAUUUCAUUGCUCUUCAAAACACUCCUGUAACAGCAUCGGGAUGGUUGCCUUUUAUGUAUGUUCAAGUUGCUAGCAGAACGCUACCACAACAUGGACUGAGACUAUAAUGUAUUUUCUUCUCCAGGAAACAGUGUUUGUUUUUGAGGUUCGUGUUAACCAUAAAACGUUACUUCUGCAUCUACUGCACUCAUAAAGGAAAGGUUCAAUUACUAAUAAAGUGAAAAACCCUCCAUAAGAACAGGAAAGGAGAUUGCUGGGAUGUCUGUCUUCAAUUCUUGCGGUCAACUGAGCAAAAUCUGGAUUUGGCUGCUACGGUGGAAAAUUCUCUCCUCUGGGUCAAAGUGUGGACAUCUUGGAUUUCUGCCUCCUAGACUCUCUGAAAAAAGCGGAAGAUCGGCUAAACUAUUGGACAACUUCAAGUUUUUUCCUGACAAGUCUGUCCUUUCAGCCUAUAGGAGUAAUUUUCACCACAGAAUGCAUCUAACUCAGGCUGGGUCACUCGUCUAAAUUCUCUAAUGUGCCAAUGUUCUUGGUCCUAAGAAAAAUAGUGCACUGAUUUCAGAGCUCUUAAGGCAGUUCUUCACUCCCCAUGCCGAUUUCAGAUCUUGGUUGAUUGAGGGACCUAUUACAAUGCAGUCAAACCCACAACACUGUUUCCUUCACAUCAACAGACAGGGUGGUGCCAGAGGCAAGGUCUGUUUCAGCUAUGUACCAAAACGGUGUACUGGGCUCAGGAUCUCCUGGAGGUCCUCUUUCCAUUCCACUCCUGAUGUGUCAACAACGAUCAUGUUCAUGAUCUACAGAGAUUUGGAGUGCCCGGAUAGACCUUUAUGGCAAAGAGGGAGAACAUGAAGUUUCUCAGGUUUGCCUCUCUGUACAUGACCGUUCAAGUUGAAUAGUUGGUCGAUCUAUCAAAUGGUAUUUCUCUGGGCUUACUUUUUUUUUUUUCUUUUUUUUUUUUCUAUAGCCUGUUCCCAAGACUUCAAAGAGGUGAACGGACAGAGCAGUGGUUCUGCCAAUCUUUCUGUAUUGGCCAAACACAAGCCAGUUUUCAGCCUUGGUGGAGAUAACUUUCAAGUUUGCAGAUCAAACCCACCUCAGUCUGUAUUCUUGCUACGGCUGAGGUGGGUUUGCCGGGGAAGCCCUAUAUAGGGUAAAGGGGAGGGACUUUCCUUAAUCCCCUAUCUUGCAAAUGCUUGUCCCAAUUAGGAAGCACAACCCAUACGUACUGCCACCAUAUGAAGGGAAAAAAGAAUUUACAGUGUGUAAUCCUUUCUGUUUUUACUAUAAAUAAGCAAUGCCUACUUGUUUUAUUUACUGUACGCAUUUGUCCAUAUGAGCUAUAUAUAUAUAAUUUUUUUUUUUUUUUUAAAUUUUUUUUUAAUGGCGUUUCUGAACUAGAGGAGAUAAAACCUUGUUCAUAAAAUCUGUCUCUACUUCUUGGUUUUUGUAUAAUUCCUGCAGCCGCGCUGUGUUCCAGGUGGGAAUUUAGGAAGUUGUCUAACGGCACCUUUAGUGCUAUUCACUGUAAGCCUGUGUGCAAAAGCGUAUUCUGCAAAGCAAUGUUUUAAUUUAUAAACUGAGCGAUUCCAUUUAUCAUUAUGUGUACACAUGCAGUUAGUUUAGAUUUCUUCAUUCUAUGUAGCAAUGGUAGCCAACUUGGGAACUGCAAGCCCUGUGAUCCUCAGCCAGCUGCUUAGAUGCAGUGCUUGCUCUGCGGUCUGUGUGACAUAUUUAGAAAUAAGUGUGUGUGUGUGUGUGUGUGGUUUUUUUUUUUUUUUUUUUUUUGUGGUUUUUCUGGGGGGGAGGGGGGUUUCAUCCAUUUGGCAAACUACAGGGAUGUUAUGGCUCCUGGGUGGCAAUGCCCCAGGGAUGUCACUGGCUAUUUCAUAUCUAUCAUUACUGUGAGUUUACCCUCUUAUCAGAGGUAUACAUGCUGACUUUAUUGGGUCCUGGCUGGCAGUGACCGUUAAACAUGCCUAUCCCCCGUCCCCCCUCUUCCCCCACUUUGUGUUCAUUUCCCUAUUUUGCCAAAAAGUAAUUUCCUAUUUGAGAAAGUAUCCCCUACUUAUAUACCUUCUCAAUAUAAUGGAAUUGCAUUGAAUUCUUGUGACAGUAUCUCUGUAAAACCUUUAAAUUUUACAGAGAUACUGUCACAACAUCAAGCAAAGUUAUGGCGAGAUCAAAACCGAACAAACCUCCUACUGAUUAAUGUUAUAUCUCGCUGUGUACAUAUCAUAAAUUGCCCCACAUACAGCUGUUCUAUUUUCACAAUUCUCCCAGAAUGCCAUGUACAAUAUGCUAAUUGGGAUACUUUUCAUCUUGGGUUUAAUAUGAAGCCCUUUUUAUUGAGCUUGUUUAGAUGGAACAUUGAAGCAGAAGAGCCUUAUACAUUAGUAAUGCUCUUGUGAGUGAAGGAGAUGUAAAAUGUUGUAUUCCGAAUUGAUACAUAGUGUGUGGGUGUAACAUUUUGUUUAAUACAUAAUCAGUAGGCUAUUUUAGGUAAAGUGUGAUCCAGCGAGAAGCAUUUGAUCUGCAUUUCUAAUGGGCUGAUUGCUAUAGAUAUGAACUAGCUUGACUGCGUAGUAGGCGUUUUGUGUGAGCGUACAUAUGCACACAUUGACCAAGUUAUCCUUAUAUAUUGCUACUGUAUGUAAAUUUAAUUUACCUGAAAUAAAUUCUACAUUUAACGGGUACCGAUCUACUGCAAACUGUAACAGGUUUCAUCACUAAUGAAUGAUCUAAUUGUGUUCUUUGUAAUCUGCAGCAUUCUUAUACCUAGACUUACAAAUCUGUUUUUUGUGUUUUCUUUAUAGUGGACAAACUACAUUCACGGUUGGCAGGACAGAUGGGUUGUCCUCAAAAAUAAUACCUUAAGCUACUAUAAGUCUGAGGAUGAGACUGAAUAUGGCUGCAGAGGGUCCAUCUGCCUCAGCAAGGCUGUCAUCACGGUAAGAAUCAUUCAUCCUAACUGCUGUUGUACUUGAAAUAAAAGGACAGAGGUGUAUGGUGCUGCACAUUUACUGUGGACCUGGAAAAAGUAUAGAGAAUAUGAACCGUUAGAACUGGUUAAAAAAAAAACUCUGUAGCUUGUCACGGCUUCAGGUCUCAAACUUUCUAGCUCACUUUUACCAUUACACAGAGAACCUAUAGCCUUAGCAUAUCAGACUAUUCUCACUAAUAAAGUAGUACCCACUCCUUUUUGGGGCGUAUCAUUUGGUAAGAAAAUAAUCUAGGCUGAAAAUGCUCUUUUCAAACUGUUUCAUUAUCUCAUAUGUACCUUUUUGAUUCUGUUAAAGCACAUUAUUGCAAAACCACACCCUAAAGAAUUUUUCCCCAAGAAAACCUUAUUCAGUUGGGGCUAGAGGUGACCUGUUUAUUAAUUUAUCAAAGUAUGCAAACACAGGUUCAGAGCAAGUUUCCAUGUUUGCUGUAAUCACUUUGCAUUUUCAGCAAUUAGCCCACACAUGGGUGGUACAGCAGUGGUUUCUGGGAUUGUAGUUCAUUUGUCCAUUUUAUACUAAAGAGUCAUGCCACCAUGUACAGCUGGUUGCAAAGGAGACAAGAAAAGGUGUUUUGUGGAGCAACUUUUAGUUUUGGCUCCAUAAUUUAAUGCAUUAUAUAUAAAAUCAUUACAUUUUAAAAGUCGCUUCAGCAGCUCCAAGCAGAUCGUUUAUUUUGACGACAAUAACCUAUAUAGUUAGCAAUUACAAAAUGGAAACGGUUUCCACCUAAAGGGUCCUCCGUAAUGCAUUAAAUGACCUACCUCCUAUUUAGAUCAGCAGAAAACGCAUGGGGCUGAAACAGUUAUAGUUAAUUGACAGUUAAACUUAAACUGCAAGAUCUAGAUUCUAGUAUACAAAAAAUUAUGGACGGCUCACUAAACCUUAAAUUGUAAACUGUCCAGGCCAUCAAAUUCAAAUUCUGUUGACCUGCAUAUAAAGAGAUCCUGUCUUCGUUACCCAGUAUAUCCGCCUGUAAAACAUUAUGGUUGCUCUUCUUCUGGACCUGAUCAGUGUGUCUACAGAUAUAAGAUAUAUGAUGUAGCGAUCACAUUGUGAACUGUCCUGCAAUAAAUGAAUCGCUCAGAAAGGAAAUGGCAGGAGAACUCUCCUGUUGGUGUUUCUCUAUCUGCCACAGUGACUCCCUGUAAUUGCGCUGAUUAUGCCAACGAUUGUGUAGCCUUUAUUCCGCUGGGCACAGAUGUAUUGGCUCUUCAGUUGGCAUCAUCAAGGAGUGCAUUUCUUUGAGAAGUGUUGUUAAGCAGGUCUACUGAGGCCGAUGUGAGUGGAGAGGGCACGAUCAUUGGGGACGUGGUGUGUAGGUUUUACAUUAAUUACUUUAUAAUACUUGGCCCUCCAGUGCUGGCACUAUAUCAAGUAUCACAGUAAUAACCUAUUUAUAAGAAAUGUACUCUCAGGUGGUGUUACUGCUUUAAAGUAAACCUGGAAUGAAUGGCAAACAUAAACUCUUUCAGGAUUCUUUCUUUGUGGUUUAUUACUUUUUUUUUUUUUUUUUUUUUUUUUUUUUUUUUUUUUUUUUUUUUUUUUUUUUUUUUUUUUUUUUUUUUUUUUUUUUUUUUUUUUUUUUGUACCUGCUGUUGGACAAUUCUCAAACUUUGUGACUGAUUUUUAUAGGCCAUAGUUCACUUGCAGUCUAUUGUAGUUUUUCACGAGAUGCUAGGCUUCACGGCCCCUGAAUUGCACAGGAAACAGAUACAUUAUCUCUUUCCUGGCCUUGGAAUCCGAACUGGAGUUAGAACAGUUUGCUUUUUGUUUUACUGCAGGCCCCCUCUACUGUGCUGCCGAGUCACAUGGUUCCACUGUUUGGAACGCUCUAACUCCAUAAAUCUAGUCCAUGUGCUGAGCAUUCCUAUCACAUAUGGAGUGCAUCCCUUUCUGGGUGUGUUUGAAUUAGAACAUUAUGCUUUCAGCAGUUUCUUUGAGGUGUAUGAAAGGUUUAGAGGGUUUCUCCUAGUGGCUGUGUCAAGCUGUGUGAUAUCCUGCACAAACCGCAUCCUUGUUAAAUAUUGAGUAGGUGCUUAUCUAGAUACAUUCUACAGAUGUAUUUAUUUUCUUUCCACUUAUUUAAAUCCUCCUCUGCAAGGGAUGUCCUAUCACCUGCUAGCCUUCCCCGGAUAUCUCCUAGCGGCGUCCUAUUUGGUUCACAGCAAGAAAAAGAACUGAAAUAGUACAUGUAUCUAUAAUGUGCUACCGCACGGCCUCUGUAUGACUUUAUGUGGAAGGUCUCCAACGCCCGAGAAUCUUGGUGUAGUGAUCCGUUACGUUGUCCCUGCUUUAACCUCUUUAGUAAAUGAUGAUUUGAAGUAGGGUUUCUGUGCCGAGUAGCUGCUCACACUAAUGGAUUGUUUGGCUCACUGUAGUAUCGAGAAGGAUGUGUAUUUGUGCUCCAAAUCAAAAAUUGGCGUGUUUGCAUGUACUUAUGAUUACUGGUAUCUCUGUCAACAUAUUCUGAGUGGGGCUUGUUUGUAAAUCUUAUAAUUUUUAGAGCAAAUGUAACAAUGCAUAAUUUUUAGAUAAAAUGCAUAUGGUUUUUCUUUUUGGGGGGUGGGACUGGGGUAACGGUUGACCACAGUUAAUCAACCUGCAUUCUAGAUAUUUUAGUUUCGUAGCAAAUUCCAAAGGCCUGGCAACAAUGGCGUAUAUGUAAUUGUAUGAGUUUUGUUCCUCUUGUAGACAUUGUUUCAGAGUUUGAAAUAGUUAUGGAACUCACAUUGUCAUUUGUGUUGCUUAGUAACUCUGCUCCUGCAAACAGACUAUGUUGGUGGUAGAUUUACUAGUUAUUUUGAAAUCUGAUUCAGGAUUUAUUUAUUUUUCUCAUUGUCCUCAUUUUAAUAUUAACCCUACUUGUGUGAUAACACAGAACAAUCAGUUAGAGAUACAAUGAAGCAGGCUGUGGAUUCUUUGUGAUGUACUGGAAUUUAUAGAAAUGCCUGUGAGGCCAGUGGCUAAUGAUUUAAUGAGUUCAGAAUGUUUGUUUUUCAGUACAGUCGUUACUUUAACCCUUUCUGGGUGGCGCUUUUAGAACUUUGUUCCUAUUUAUUAAGAUCAUAAUUCUUGGGAUUAGAAUGGUUGGCUCACUGUUGAGAAGGUCUGCGCAAUGUGCAUCAUUUACCGGCCCCACUGUAUACUCCUGUUUCCAGCAGGGUAACCACUCCUGAUUUCAAAUGGUACGCAACGUUUCUUUAUUACCACCGUGGUUGGCAGCUUCUGUGACAAUACAAGCACUAUAAGCUCCUUCCGUCACCUAAAGUCAAAUAUAUAAUUUUUAUUUAAAUUCUCUCUAAUCCCAAUUUAAACAAGAUACACAAUAUAAAAAUCAAAGAAACAAACAUUAUACGAACAUCUAUGCUUGGCACUCAUCCUAAAAAUACGUACUAUAAAGAUGUUCCCCCAUGUCUAACUGUACGCCAUCAUGUUUCUAUAACUGGUGACAACAAUAUUCAAUGUAACAAAGAUGACUGCUCUUGGCUACGAUUUUUCUUACUAACUGCUCACACGAUUUCUCCUCCCCACCCCUUCUCUGGAUUGUUUUUGAUUUGUACUGGGUAUAUCGUUUCAAUUUAAACUUGCUGUUUGAAAUGCUAGAGAUUGGCAUUUAUGUUUAUUGCUAUUUGUUUCCAAACAUUCUGCCUCCUGUCUUGUUGCUGGUUUUGGAUUUCCAUCCUUCCCUACUCGUCCAAUACAUAACCCUUGCAGGCUGGCUUGGCUGCCCCUGCUAUCUCCUGCCCUGCCAGUCGAUUAAAUCCUCACUGUGCACAGUCUGCCUGUGGCAAUUACAAGGCACAGAAUAUGACAAAAUGCUUUGGCACGCAGAUAGCUUCCGUAUUUGUAAACCUUAAAGAAUUGCUGUGUGCUGCAUCACAAUGCCGGUUUAGUCCAAUUACAUUGCUUUUUAACACUUCAAACUGUCACAUGGAGCUGGGAUGCAUCGGAAUAUAAGGAAUGUCCCUUUGGGAUUUCUUUUUGUUGUGGCUUUGUAGUGUGAUGUAUCGUGAAAUCCGAAGGGACUUUCCCUUGUGUAUAUUCGUUGUGACAUUGUAGUGUUGUGUUGUGUUGUGUUGAUGCAAAGUGUAUGUUUGUUAUGUGACUUUAUAUGCUGACCCAGAGUUCCUCUUUAUGGGAGAUUUUCAUAUUUGCGACUUGCCAUCCACUUGUUGCACAAGCAUAGAAUUUAACGUCGUUGGCACUAUAUAGCCUGGAUGUCACUGGGUCCUGUACCAUUGUGGAUCUUUGAAUUACAGAUGGUUUUGGCCGAGUAGUGUCACUGGUUCUAAAGGUGUUAAGUAUUUGUGAUAUCUGUAUUUUGGCCUGUUUUUAUUUAGUUUUUUAUUAACAUUUGGAUCACAUCUAGUCCCCUUCACCAAUGCUGUCUAUAUGUUUGGCUUUAUGCCUGGAAUCGAAAAACGGUUACCGAACUUGUACAGCCUUAUAAAGGAUUUUGAAGAAUGAUCGUUAAGUGGUUGGGGUGGUUUUUUUUGUUUUUUUUUAAAUUUAUUUUUUUAUUUAUAAAAAAGGAAAACCCACAAAGUACACCUAAAAAUUAAUGGAUUUAUUUAUUUUGUUGCAAAAUCUUCUUCUUAGAGUGAACAUGUAUGAGCGAAAACAAACAAAAAGGAUUGAAUAUAUAAAUUUAUGGACAAUUUGGACAAAGCGCUCUAAUUCUAUGAGUGAAUGAGUCAAGCCACAGAUCAAUUAUGUGUGGGCCACUAGUUUGUCGACUGCUGCAAAUUACAUUAAACAUGGAACCACUUUAUGUGCAAACUCACAGCAGCCAUUCACACGUGGCAUUAUCUGUCUUCUAUUUACAAAACUUCCACACACAUUAUGGAAUGUGUUAAACAUCACCUGGGAAUAAACUACUUCUCCCAUAAAAUUCUGCCAGGCAGUUUUGUGGGAUAAAAAUAGACCCUUGUAGAGCAGAAAGGGUGAUAUUGGGGUCUGCAGGCAGAACCACUAAAACAUGUGUCUGCAGGGAAUUUAUAGUCUUUCUUACUGCAUUGUUUAUAUAUUCUGUAUUAUAAAAUGUCUUCCUUUUAAACUGUUGGUAUUUAGUUACUUGGCAUAAAUAUGUUUAUUUUAAAUCAUUAACACUUCGCCAUUACUCAAUGUCUCCUUGCUUUAGAAGGAUGAGAUUAUUCCUUGGUCAUUAAAUAAAGCUUGUGGCAGAGCUUUUUCCUGUAAUGAGUUAUGGAAUGUUGGCUUUGCAUUUUUGUUGAAAAGGACAGAAAUUUGUUCACUAUUCUAUUGCAGUUUGUGCCACAACUAUAAUACACAUAAUUUGUAUUCUUCUUCUCUCCCAUAUUGUCUGGUGACUGAAGGGAUUUAAUUAGUCUGAAUGCUGGGUAGCGUUCUAACAGAUCUGACUCUUGAAAUUUGCUCUAAUCUAUAUAUGAUUACAGAGAUCCCCGAUGCCAAGCACGGUUUGCAUAUGGUCUCAAUGUAGCUGUUUGUUCAGGCUUGAAAGAGAAGCAGAAAUAUUUGUUCUUUUGUGCUUUAGAAUACAAAGCUGUGAUUAUCGUAUCCAAUCCUCCAACUGCUUGACAACAUUCACUUGUCAUGACUUCAAAGGAAAGCAUCCAUACCAGGCCAGUGAGUUAUGAUGCCAGGAUAUGUAGUCUCCUUGGCAUUGCAUGCAAGGCUAGCAACACUUCAUGAUUGUGCAUCUACAUUUAUUUCUACACCAUUAGCUAAAAGUGCUACCAACUCCCUUAUUGCGCAGGCAGCUUUAAUAGGAAAUUUGUGUUAAUCUGUGUAUAAACCCCAAAACCAUCAGGAUUCUCUGCAUUACCCUCAUACCCCCAGAAAUGUCCUGCUUUCAGUUUCUACUUUAAUUUGAUGCAUUUGCACUGCACUUACUUUUUGGCGCAAGCAAGAGCGGGUCUCAAAUAGAUUUAGGAGGAAAAAUAAAACUGAUCUGGCCAGUUUUUUUUUUUUUUUGUUUAUAGCCUAUAUUUGCAGAUUGGCUUUUAAAUUCACUACCGUUCAGUAUUUCCGACAAACUAAAACUAACCUUUCCAAGUAUCUGUCCUAACUCUUGCACGCCUGAUUAGCAGGUACAUAUUUACAUCCUGUUGGUGUCGGGACAAUACUCUCUAGUGAACUAUAUCUGAAGCUCAUAAGAAUGGAGAGUUCAGACUGAUUUCCCAUGACAUAAUGGCCUCUAUUAUUAUUAAUAAUAAUAUUCAGAGUUUCAUAGUCCCCCCUAAAAUUAUUACGGUCUGUUAGUUGCCUGAUUUUUAGUUCUUUACAUAGAAUGCUACAAUAUCACUUCUGUGCAGUAAACUGUAAUUUCGUUUGAGCAGGAUCCUCUUUAUCCCAUUGUUCCUGUAAGUUUUUGUAAUUGUCCCAUUUAUUGUUACAUCUCUCCCUACUAUAAUAUUGGAAUUUGUUGGCGCUAUAUAAAUGCAGAUAAUAUAACACAAUGAUCCAAAUACAUGCAUAAGAACACAGUAGGGCUAUAGUUUGACUAAGCCUGUGGCAUCAUUAAAGGACUUUUAUUUUUUUUUUUGUUUGCUGUUCCCUUACUGUACUUGACUUUCGAACUCUAGAGCAGGUACAAGAGUAGACAUUUUAGGUGUAUACAAGUUUCUCUGCAACUCAUAUAGUACAUUGACGUUAUGCAAGAAGAUGCCAGUCCAUCAAGUGCUGCUCACAGUAAACUGUGAUAUGUAAUUGCCAGAUCUUCAACUGAACUCCCAUCCACUGCAAACCUUUAUCAAAAAUAGUCUUCGUAAGACAAAAUGGUACAUAUUUUAUGUUCUGCUUUGUGUUGAUUUUUUUUUAAUUUAUUUAUUUUAUUUUUUUUAAAUUUAAAGACUUCCUGCAAGCGCCAUGACCUUUUCAGUCAUUUGAAGUGGUCAUGGUGGCUUCAGGAUGUAUGUGCCGAGUUUCACUUCGUAACGCUGCACAUAUGGAGUUUAACCCCUUCGCUGCAUUUAAAUAUUUGAUCUGUAUGGAAAAGGCCAAAGUGACAGCACUGCUUUAAGGAUAAACUAUAAACCAAAAAUAAACCUUUUAUGCAAUUAGAUAAUGCAAACUUAAAGAAAAUAUAGUGCAAAGCAAUAAAAUAUGCAACUUCAAACGGAUGCCUUCAUCUCCAUCGGGAACCUCUCGCUCUGGUGUAAGGGCUCUAUAUUAUCCAAUAAACCCCUGUCUAGCUUGUCACAUAGGAUAAGCUGAACUGGUUGAGCAGCUGAUGGCAGCCAUAUUGCGACUGCCAUAGCGGACGUCUGAGCAGAGAGACGUGAGCUUACACUACCGUUUGCCAGCAAUGGGUUCAGACGUUAAGAUUCUCAUCUUAAGAUAAUGUCCACCUCCUCUAUCCCCCACAGUGGAUGCAUUUGGCUCCUGCAAAGCUUAGUCUGGGAUAAUGGGCUGCCCUGUAAAUGUAGUACUUCGCCAAUGAAAAAUAAUAACAGAUUUGCUGGACGACUUUCUUAUAAUCUAUAGAUUGGCUUAUCUAUAGAAUGCAAUGUAUUUUCCGUAUAUAAAUCUGUAAUGGUUUUUAUCAAUUUAUAUAGCUCCUAACAAAGUGACUUGUAAAGAGAAGACCUUAUGGAUACUUAGUGGCCGUUUAGAAAUGAUCUUUUUAAAUGAGCUUGUUUCUUCAUGUACGGUUUAUUGUUGUAUUCUCUUAGAUGAAACCUCCAUCCGGCUGUGGAGCGCAUUUGUCAUUCCUCAGGGUUGUUAAAUACUAAAGGUUGGUGUGUGACAGCUGUGAGUUGAAUCAGCACUCUGUCUCAUGAAUAUCUGCGUUUUGUUCACUGGAGGCUAAGGCUGCUUCUUGGGCCAACUCCAGAGCUCAGCAGAGAGGACAGUGCACUGGCCAUUAAAUAAACAGAAUAAGUUGGUAUAUCGUCUCUGUGUUGGCAGCAUAUUUGUGAUGUAGAAUUAAAGUGAAAAAAUUAAAUUGCCAAAAAACAAGCUCAUGUUGUGAUUUUUUAUUUUUUUUUGUAGUGCUUGAUGGUAACAAAUACAUGCCAGUAUACAGUGGAGAUUUUGCAAUGCAUUUUAGUAUGUAAAAUCAGGUUAAAUGUGUACAUAAAUCAGCACGUUUUAUGAAGAUGAGUAAAGUAGAGGAACACAGUGCAAAGAGGGGAAAAGAACAUACAUAAUGGCAUUGUUGUAAGCAUACUGUGUGCCCAAGAUUCCUCCCUGUAGAAUAGUGAUUAAAGAGGUAUAACAAUGCUAAACUAAGUGGGUUAAGCCUCCUAGGGGACCCCCUGGGUUAUUGAGAUUAGACAAAGAAUACAAUGCUAAAGCCUAGCAAAAUGGUGUAAUGUAAACUGUUAGGGAGAUGUAAUAUGACAGGUUGGUCCACCCUCAGUUUCUGUUGAGAAGGUAGCUGUGAGUGGUCACAAGCCUGUAAGUGCUCAGUCUGGGGGCCUCUUUCAUCCUACUCCUACUGCAGGCAGAGCACAGUUCCAUAGCAGGAAGGGACACAACAGGGCCCCGAGUCGUGUGUGAGUGGAUGAUUCAGUCAGAUGGAUAGAACCAGGGUCUUCCGCAGCUCCCCUUGUAAGCAAGCUGUGGGCCAUAAGAGACGUACUUUUGAUGCUCCAGGGGUCCCAGUCUUGGUUCUGAGCGGUUUUGCUUUGCGUGCUGCCUUCAGCAGAAGCGAUGGGAACUUCCUGUCUCGCCGUUAUUUUGGGGCCUUUAUUCUUGCUGGGACUGCAGGCAUCUGUCGCUUGUUUAGGGAUGGUGGUGGAAGUGAGUGGUUAUUUGGCUGCUUUUGGGCAGAGAGAUGCAUCCUCUCCUCCAGGAUGUCUAGUUCUUUUGCUGUGUCAAAGUGCCUCGUGGCAUCUUCCAUGUUUGCUGAGUCGGCAGAUGUGCCCACAGCUGUAGUGGCCUUACCCACUUUUCGGUGGGUGGACCCGGAUCACCCCCACCAGUCCAAAGGACGGGAUUGUGGGGUCACCCAGAUCAGUGCUACCAGGACGUGUAACAUUUGUAGGGUAUUUAGGGUACUUUUGGGGUGUUGUGAAAAAGUGUACUUUUUCUGUGCUUGGAGAGAAUUGGAUUAGAAUUACUUCAGUUACUGUUCCAAUUAUCUCCCAGUCAGAGGGGAGGGGCUGUAUGCUUGUAUGUGAGAGUGCCAUGUAUUUAAACACCUUUGUCAUUAGUCUGUGACUCUGUGCUGCAGUCCCCCACAAGGUCCAUGGGGGAGUGCCCCUUGCAUGGGGACAUGCAUAUAAGGCCAGUUGUGGCUGCCAUUAAAGCAUUCCAGCUUGCACUCCAAAACUGUCUUGUACUGUUAUUGGAGGGAAGGAAGACUUAACCCCUGUGUCUGCUGUUCCAGCUUGCAGGGGAUUCAACGUGGAAAGUCCUUGUAAGGACUAUAGCUCCCAGGACUGAGUAUGUCGUCCAGUGCCCGGGGAGCCCUUUCGGCUCCAGGGCCCCAGUCAAGCCACGAUGACUGUGGGCAGAAGUGGUGUGGUUUGUCUCCUGUUCCUGCUAGGAAGCGGUCCUUUGGCGGAGGUACCCAGUUGGGGUACAGGGAGCUCUGUUACAGUGCACUCUGUCAGGGAUUGACAAAUUUGUUUGAAAUUUUGGAGCCAGCUAAAAAAAAAAGUUAGGUUCCAGGUUUUUUAUUUUUAAACAAAGUUUAAUGGUCAAUGACAAAAAAUACAAUUCUUAAGUAGUCACCAGAACCUCUACAGUUCAAUUUAAUGACUCUGGUGUCUAUAUAUCCUGUCCCUGUAGGCUUUACAUUACUGCCUAGUAACACCUCUAGUGACAGUCUGCUACUAUAGGUGACUUCUAGUCCAGUGCAGCACGUUACUGACUGCUCCCCAUAGAGAUCUAUUAAUUAAAUAAAUCUUUGAGGAGAUGAUUGAUGUAAUGCGGAUUUUGAUGCAUGUGCAAUAGUUUCCAAAUGUGUUCCUAUUGGAUAGCAUUGACUUGACUGAGAUCAUCAGUAUUGGUUAUCUCCGCCAUGGAGGUUGGGCCAGCCUAUUUUAAUCUAUCUCCACCCAACUAACCCCUGGGAGAACUUGAGUGGAUCCUUUCUCUGGGGUUCACAGUGGAUCUGCUGUAAUCUUCCUGCUAUUUUAGUAAUGCUGGAGCGCCCCCCCCUUACCACGUAAUCUGUAUGGUCUGCUUCAUAACGGCACCCAGCUGGACUUCUUAGUGCAAUGCUUCCCAUAGCAAAAUCCAGACAAGAUUGGUGGUCCAGAGUCGGUUAUAUGGCUCUCCUUAAUAAAUAUCUUGGUUAAUGGGUUCUUUUUGAACGCUCACACAGUGAAAACUAAAUUUCUCCUGUUUAAUUUAGAAUGUUUAGAGCCGUUUAGGCUGUCCAGAUGUUAUGGGAGUCUUAUAACCGCUGUAGGCCUGCCAUUUUAUUGCAACUGGUUUGAGCUUUUCUGUGACCAAAGGCCUAAUUUCAUAUGGAUGAUUUCUGAAAUGAUCCACCCCUUGUUAGCUAUGACUGUGCCCUAUACAUUCUGAUAUUACAUUGUUCUAGAACUAUAACCUUAUGAUGCACCUUUUGCAUUGAAAGUACAUUUUUGUUUUAAUAAAUAUACAACACGCAGUUAUGAAAAUGUAAAUUCUGUUCUUAGGCAGGGUGCGUUUUCUAGAUAAUCGUGUCAGAUGGGUCUGCAGUAAUGCUAUGGAUUGGGGACCAGCACAGAUGAGGGUUAGUCCAGCAAAAACAAACAUUUGGGUAGGUAUCAAUACCCGGGGUGGGGGAGAAAUCAUAUAUUCAUAUAGGUGAAUAACAAAGGGAGUUUUACUGCCGAAAUACAAAAUAAAAUCACUGUUUAGUAGAUAUACCCCAAAUCUUGCAUACUAUUGAGUAUGGAGUGUUCCUUUUUAUGUAAACAAGCCAAAAAACAUGGAGUUCUUCUUCGAAAUUCUUCAAGUUUGUUUAUUGCUUUGGUUUUAUUUAACCAGCAUUGUCUUGCUUAACAUUGAAUACUGGAUCCAGCACCUGGUGGGCCAUCCGUCAGACCGCAAUGUUUAGAAGCGGGUUGCUUGAAUUCAGUGGGAUUUUUUUCCAUGUGGCAGCUUCAGGUGUUUUCGUUGAGAUCUUCAGUUAUGGGUUUGAGUCCUUAUUGGAUGUGUUCACUGCUUUCUAAACAUUACUGGAGCUUGUUUUUCUGGGCAGCGCAUGAAAGACUUAAAGGGUUACUUGUGACUGAAGUGGUCAUGGUGGUAGGAGUAUUUAUGAGCGGUGUUUCAACUUGAAGCCCUAUACAUGUAUAGUUAGUUAUAUUUUGUAUUCUUCUUUAUGUUAAUUGCACCCUCAGCAUGUGAUUUGGGCAGCCCAUGCGCUCGAAGAUGGCAAAUCAGGCCAAUCUAACAACGUGGAAAAAGGCUGGAGUAACCCUUUAAUAAUCUCUUGUAUGCUACCCAAACACUGUAAGCACCAUAACCACUACAGCCUUGCAGGACCCAGGUAAAUUGUCUAGCAAUGCUAGAACAGUGUGACCAUUAACUGUGUAAAGGCACUGGGUCACUACUAUAGCAGGCUGGUGCUUCUAGUUCCUUUUAUUGAGCAUUGCAGUUAAUGAUUAAGUAGCUGUCUCUCUGAGGUUUGGUGAUUGUGCCCAGCAUACAAUGACAAAAUAGUAGGUAUAUACUCCGCUUCACAUCAUGCAAUAGGCAUAGGGCAGUGAUUUGGCUGAGAUUUCCCCAAAUUCAGUAUGAAUUCAUAUAGAGCUGGGUGAAGACAUCUCUACCAUAAGGUCACUGAAGACUGGGAUGUCAGGGAAUGAGAAUCUCUGCCAAACUGAGAGUAAACCAUUUAACUGUGAUACGGGACCUGGCGUCUAGACUCCAGGUAAACCAGUUCGGUCUAAAGUAGUUAUGGUACCCAUAGUGUUGCUUUAAGUGAGUUUAACUGUAUUGGUAACCAAUAAUAACACUGUUUUCCCUCCCCUUCUCAGCCUCAUGAAUUUGACGAGUGCCGCUUCGACAUCAGUGUUAAUGACAGUGUGUGGUACCUGCGUGCACAAGACCCGGACCACCGUCAGCAAUGGAUAGAUUCAAUCGAACAACACAAGGUAUGCUGUAGAUCACUCUAAACAUGGAAAAUGCCUUGAAAAACAAAUUUAAUGGUGCUUAAAAGCAGGUCUUGCUCUCUAUGAAUCUAUAAAAAGAAAGAUAAUUCAAAGGGUUAAAAAAUCCUAUUUUAAUACCAGAGUCAAUGCAAUUUCAGGUUUACCUCCUAUAUAAAUGGCCAGACAUGCUGGUAUGAGCUCUGAUCCGAAUGGCCAUGGCUCAUUGAUAUCGGUGUCUAGAUUAUGCAGAGCUUUAAAAAAAAAAAAAAAACUGCAGAUAUUGCUGCAUGUGUUGGUGCCAAUUAUAGAUGUCAGAAGCAGGGUUUCCUUCUCAUCCCUAAUUCUGAAAUUGGUCUGAAAGAUUUUCCUUGUCCCUGAUUACUGCCUCUAGGGUAGGCAAGCUGUUUGGAAGACUAAUCGAGAAGAGGAAAAACCAGUUAUUGUAAUUUUGUUUUGUCUACUAUAAUGCCCUGAGAAAUGAACGCUUUGGAUUAUUUCCCAGGAUAGAUUUUGGGCACAUUCAGGUGAAGAUUUUCACAUGAGCAGAAAUAAUUAUAGUUUCACAGGUGUGACACACACUAUAGUAAUGUGAAUUCCAAGUCGCUCUGUUUGUGGUCCAAAGCAUUGUUAUGUUAUGGGGCUGCCGAUAUUGUCUGUGUAUAUGUACAAGCAAUGUAUGGCUAAAGAAGACUGACAUUGCCCUCAUCAAAAUGUAAUUGUACCAUUGUGGUUUUGUGAGUUUGGCAUUUUCCCCUGUUAUUUUAACAUGGCGUUUGGUUUUUAAAUGAGUAAUGUCAUAACAGUGUUGCCUGAUCACCUUUGGUCUGUGAUUAGUCACAGUCUACAUUAAGCAAUUCUCCCACAUCUUAUCUUACGGCACAUUCUGCUCGCCCCUAGCUUAACAUUAAGGCACCAAAUAAAAUGAAAUUUACAAUGAACCUGUCCUAACAGGUUCCCUAUUUAAAUGCUAACCUGUUUUUAAAAAAUCGCUAUCUUUACCAUACAGAUACUUAUUAUAUAUGUGAAUGCUUUAAAAUUUCCUGCAGCGAUCGCACCUGAUUUGGGGGUGUUACUGUGAGUUUUACAUUACGGUAUCUGUGUUUGCUAUAAAAAUAUUCACAGCAGCUGAACCUCAAGUAACACAGCCUGUUGGAGGGUUCUCCUGCUCCCAACUCUGUGUGUGUGUGUUUAUUUAUAGGAGAAGGGAAUGACUAUUUUAAUUUCCUUACAAAACUGCUUGCAAUUCUCUGUAGAUGGUUUUCUUUCAUCAUUUGAAACUUGUGUGUAAUGACAGGUUUGUUUUGAGACCGUAUUAGUUUGUUUUGGUUAACAAACCAUAGUAGAAUAAAUGCAAUUGCAAACCACACCGGUCUCUAUUUUAGAGGGACAUUCACUAGUGCUUCAGGCUGAUCACUCAUUCACUGGACAGGCUGUGUUCAUUAAAGCCACACUUGUAUUUCCACUCGUAGACCAAGUGUUGUGUAUUUGAAUUGCAGAUUUAAUUUUUUGUGCAGUGGGAUUGAUUGACUCGAAGGAAAAGCCUGGGCCAGAUGUUAGUGGUUUUAAGGAAGCUGUUCUGAGUGUGUUGGAACAUUUCAAAUAGUGCUGUUGAUUCCAACAAGUGAAACACACUAUAAGGAAUAAAGUAAGUCCUUCUGCAACCUCUGGUUCCUGACUAGUGAAUUGUCUUUAUCCAUAGCCAAACAUGUAUCUUCCACAAGAUAUCUUUCAGGAAGCAAUAUAUUCCAAUGGCCAUCAUUAUCUAGGUGGCACAUGAUUCCACGCCAGCAUGGUGAGUCAAACAGUCCAUAUGCAAUGCCUUCAUUUGUAGUGGGAAAUUAGGAAAAAAUUGCAGUAAAUCAUGAUCCGAUUUCCAGUUUUGUCUCAAAAUAAUGACAUCGUUCCUUACUCUCAAAUGGCGUUUCUCCCUUGCUAACAAGCUACAAUACAAUAUUAAAUGUUUUUUGCAUUUAUAAAAUGUAUCGGCGAUCUGCUUUGUACUAUUAAUGGGUGUUUUUGUUUGUGGGAUGUUGUGUUGGGAUCUGUACCUGAGAAUAGAAAAAAAGAAGGCAAAGGCUUCUAAUGAAUGGUCAGAUGUCCUACUUCAUAAACUUGGUGUGGCUUUUUUUUUUUUCUCCUCCUUCUCCUUUUCAUUUUCAUCUUGGGAUCAUGGCAAUCUACCAAGCCUUUUCUGUUUGGAAGUCCUUGUAGAAGGAGACUUAAUGCUGCUUUGUUUAAACACCAGUGUUUACUCUGGUGAAUAGGUGAGUCCACACUCAGCUUGUUUAGUUUCCAGGCCCACCGUUAACGCUGUCAUACAUUGUUCAUUUUGCACCCAUUCAUGUGCAGCUUGCCAUGCAGAGCAAACUGUAGCUGUAUGUUUUAAAAAAAAAUAACUUUUUUUUUUUUUUUUUAAAUAAAUUCUCACAUUUAAAAACUGAUUUAGAUUUAUAUUUUUCCUAGGCCUGCAGGGAUUUAUUUUAUCAGUUUCCAAAGCUCAAUUAUAGAUUAACCCAGGGUCAAACUAUUUUUAAUGUUUAAACUGGGUUGAAAAAUGAUUUCAGAAUAAAAUGGAUUCAGAGCCAAUAUCUGCAGCCAAAUCGGUUUGUAUGGAACGUUUCACACAUACUGACUGGGUCUGUGCACUAUUGUACUGCAUGUGCCCACAAUGUACAUGGUUUAUAUAGUCUGCGUUCUCAAGAACACUGGAUUAGAGAAACCAUGUAUAUAAAGUUACCAUGAAUGGAACAGAAUUCAGCAUUUUAGCCUGGUAACUAACCCUUUCAUCACAACCAACAUGUAUGUCACGGCAUUUAAUAAUUUUAGAUUAUACUUUGUACAGACUGUAUUGGUGAUGUAUGAAAAUGUUGGGUUUGCUUGUUUUGUGUGCAAGCUCCACUUUGUGGUUUUUUUUGUUUGUUUUUUGUUUUGUUUUUUUUUUUGUUGUUGUUGCAUCUAAAAGGUUUUGUUUGGUUUUUUUUCACCUUUUUUACAGUAAGCUUCCCCCCCCCAUAGUGUGAGAUGGUGUGUGGCGAUCAGUUGCUCAGUGAUGUGUUGAAACUACUGUGAUAUAUAAACGUUGUUGGUGUCAAGGUGUGCCUUGUGUAAAAUGUAUUUUGCAUGUUCUGAUCAUCUUUGUAACUGUAUGGUAAUUGGUUUAAGUAAUAAUUGAUUUACCUCCAUGGUAAUCUCUUUAAUCUCUCUAAUCUGUGUUACAGACACUAAACUUAAUCUGGGUUAGUCACUUCCUGCUCGCUAGAGGAGCUGAGCUAUUAACGUGUAUUGACAAUAACCCCUGCUACUGCGCUCUGUCCUUGUCAACUCCACGCUGUCAGCAUUAAUGAGCUUUAAUACAGAGUUUUAUGUUGAGAAUAUUUCUGAAAACUUCAUAACGCAUUAUAAAAUGGGGUAAACGCUGACCUGCAAUUGAUCAAAACCCCUAUAUGCCAAUGUAGUGCUUGUGGUGCUUUAAGGCUGUGAAUGCUGUUCUCGAUUUCUAAUUUCAACAGUUUUAGAGCAGUUAAAGGGACACUGUACUCACUAUAAUAAUUUCAUCUCUUUGAAUUGGUUAUGAUGCCUGGAGUCCCCUGGCACUGUCUCUCCACACAAUAUUAAUUAAUUUUAGAGCAGCUUAACACUAAAUGAUCCAGGUCACCCACAGUCUGGCCUCUUCCGCAGGUGUGGCCAAGGCAGAGAUUACACACUUCCUUGUAGUCAUACCCUUCAUACCGUCAGUUGGAGCUCUGAUAGGCUAAAAACAGACAGCUGACACUAUCAGCCAAUCAUAGCUGCUCAGGCUAAUACUUCCUCAUUCGCCAGGCAGCACAGAGGGGAGGGGCUGCUAAGGACUCUAAUUUAGCAUUGAAAUAUAAAAAUAUGAAAAACUGUUUAAUGCUGAAUGAAAUUAUGGAACUUGGGAACUCCGGACACUAUAUAAUCAGUUUAAUGAAAUGAAGCAGAUACAGUGCCUACAGUGUCCCUUUAACUAAAGUAAGUUCUCCAGGCACCCACAGGACUGCCUCACUCAUCCUCGAGUUAUAAUUUAAUCAUCCGCAAUAGAAGUUUGAUAUACAUUUUAUUUCUCGGCUGAGUAAGUUUAGUAUCUUGUCUUAUGUUGCCUAGACUAUAAUAUAUACUUUUUAAAUCUAAAGUAUAAGAAAAGUGCUUCAAAAUGUUGGAUCCCAAUAAAAAAAGUGCAACAGUGAAAAUAUUAAAUUGGCUGCAAUUUUUACUGUUAAAGGGACACACCAGCACAAAAACUAAAUUGUUAUGGUGCUGGAUAUCGCUGCUGGAGCUGACUUUGGGGUUUAACUGUUCGAGAACAACUUAAAUCCUUGAGGUAAUUUAGAUUUAAUUGUGUCUGUGCCUGCAGUGUCCUUUUAGUUGUUGCCUUAAAACACCAUCGAUGUGGAAUCAAUCAAUGAAUUGAUUAUCGUGCAUAUCUGCCCCUGGCCAAAUUAAAGAAACAGUGCGUGCAUGCGCUUAAAGUAAUUCACACCAGACACAGGUUUCGGGUUAAUUAAAAAAACUUGAAUCUUUAUUCUGAGGGGACGGCAUCUCCCUUAUAAAGCACAAUUACAUCAUAUGCUUUGUCAGAGAUAACAUGGAAUAAUACAUCAAUAAUUGGUUAGGUGUUAAGUGGUUCAUUUAGUGCUCUUCCUACCGGGUGUGAUGUCACUGGUAUCUUGGAGGUCUCCCCCAGAUUCCAGCGCCAUCUUGUUAACGAGGGUGUUAGUCGAUGUCAAAGGGAAACUCCCUAGCGGCUGUUUUAGGUAAAUCACAUAGAAAGUUGAAUAAUGCUGAUUGUAGUUAUAUUGGGUAAAUAGGCAUUUUACCAACAUGGGUUGGGUUAAUAUUUUUGUCCACAACCAUCAAUAAACAAUCCAAAAAUAUAUAGUAUAGCACUUAAACAUUUAACUCACAGGUGUAUAAUACACUCCUUUUUAUCAAAGGGUCAAUGCAAAAGGAUGACUUUGAAAGCACUUUAACACUUAGUAAUACAAUGUCACAUGUGCCAAUACAAAUACUGAAAAAAUACUUUGCAGUAAUGGUGAAAAAUCCCGGGACGUUAAAAUCUCAAAAACAAAAGUAGAUUACAUACAAUAGUGCAAAAUGUAAAGUACAAUACAAUGCACCCUAAAGUACAGCUCUGGAGCACACAAGUGGUGGGUGUGUGUGUGGCUUUUUUUUUUUUUUUUUUUAAUAAUUUCAUUGCACUUUGCAUUUUGCAAUCACUCUCUAGUUGGUGCCUUUAUACGCUGUAUUCCAUUGACGUCCCAACCCCACCAGUUUUCUGUGAGAGCAUAACCUGUAGCUCGGUACUUAUUUGGCCAUACACUAGGCUGAGGACAGAACAAAAAUAAACCAAGUUUGAACUGGGUUUUGAAGAGCUUAUUAUUUGCAGGGGCAGCUUUGGGGAAUUAUUUGACAAUGUCCUACUUCUGUAGGCAUUACUGAAAACAAGGCCCUGGGAGAGUUUACAGGAUUUCUGAAGAACACUCUAUUUAAAUGUAUUUAUUUUCGAUUAUUUAUUAUCCAGGUACAAUGCAAGGCCUGUACUACUUACUUCCUGAUAUCAGUAACUUAUUAACAGCCAGCACUGUACAAGUAGGACAGUCGUUUGCUGUGGAGGGGGGGGAGGAAAUGAAAUGUUCAUCAGAUCUCUGAUGCCAUUUCAAUGUCCUUUUAAUAUUGAUACCCUUAAUUUACAAAGUUAUCGCACUUUUGUGUGUUGCAAAAGAACUCUCAUAUUAAAAAAUAAAUAAAUAAAUAAAAAAUUGCUUUUAAUUGUAGUUUAGUUUCCAAUUUUAUUUUUUUAAAAAUAUAUAUAUUUUUUUUUUUUUUUUCUCUCCAUGCUUGUGAAACCCCCUGUAUGAGUUGGACACAUUCCCACUAGUGUAGUCACAAGUUCCUAUUGUAUUGAGAUUAUGUCGUCCAUGUGACAAAUGAGUACUGUGUGCUCCAUCAGGGAGUGGUGUUUGUUAAGCAACUGUGAACCACACAACCUCCGUGCUCAUGUGCAACUGCCGUGACUCACUUAGACUUGGAUUCCAGCAAGGACGUAGGAUUAGUCAUUUUCCACGUGCAACACUGUUUUGUCUUUUUUUUUUUAUUAUUUUUUUUUUUUUCUUCUUCUCAUCUCUAGGUUUUCUUUACCAUGGUUGCAAACAAUGCAUACUUAAUACUUUUUUGUGUUUCCAGAACCACUAAAUUAGCCAUUGCCAUCUGCAAUCCCAGACAUGUUGCAAGCAAUGUGUUGUUUGAAUGUCUAAUUGUAGGCUUUUGUUCUGUUUUAUAUGAAAUCCUGUUGUGUACCUUUUUUAAUGUGUAUUUACUAAUGCUAUACUUUGUAAAUAUAUUGUUUUUUCUUUAACCGAAGCGUUAUGAAUAAUAUAUACUUGUCCAACAUAUUCCACAGCAAUGUGCAAUACAUUGGACGUACAGGAACAGACUGGCUGAGAGCUGAGCUCGAAUGAGUUUCCUUUGUAGGGGUAGUGUGGUGUACUGACAUCAUACAAAAUAUACUCCAAAAGGCUCCACAGCCCCUUCAAACUUAUGUUGCAUUCUCCGAAGUAUCUUAUAAAGACUCAAACUAUCAUUUUUUUGCAGUGCCACACCUAAACUAAAUCCCAGUAAUUGAGACUCUAUCCAGUCGAGAUGGGAAGCAAAGUCCUGCAGGUCAUUUGUCAUUGUCUCGUAAAAAGGUGCGGUCAGCAAUAUGUCUCUAACAAGACAUGAUGACUUGGUGUAUCCUACUGUAGCUCUUAAGGGGGAGGGGGGGAGAGACUGUCAAUCUUCGUCAUUACAUGGGCCUUUUAUCAGGUUUGUCAGUCAUGUAAGCAUUCAUUCUCUUGCAUGACCGCAUGUGACAGGGAGGCUUUCACAUGCAGUAUCUUAGUCUUAAGUUCACGUGUGCGUCAUCUAUCCAUCUGACUACAGGUUUAAAUCCGCUUUGCUUCUGUGUAUCUGUAUGUAAAGGAAGGGAGGCUUUGGAUCAAAUUCAUUUUAAUACUCUAGUGCUAAUGAGCCAAGCGGCUAGUGAAUGCCUUCCAGUACUGAGUCAUGCAGCAGUGUGGAUCGUCCGUCCCUUUUUACAUACCUGCUGAGUGUAAAUCCCACAUGAUGUCCUUUAAAUCUGUUCUGCAGGUUCUAAGGCAGUGUAGCAGAUGGCUGGUAAAGUGCAUGCACAAAAAAAAGACACAAUCAGUUUGUAUAACCACAAAACUGGAUCGGCAGGAGUAAGGGGUUAAAUACCAGGCUGAGAAUACGGUGUCUGUUUUUGCUCUGAGAGUUGUACUGAAUUGGAUGGGGGGGGGCAGUGAGAUCUUUAAUCCCAGCCUCUCAAUCACCUCUGCACACAUCAUAUACAAUUUACAGACUAUGCUGUCCGUAUGCACAAGAAUUAUUUUUACUUUAAAUAGAAUGUAUUCUACCAUUCUCUUUACAACCUAUUCCUUUUAGAUUGUGAUAGAUUUUGAACAGGGGCCUCAAUACCUCUUGUUAACCUGAUCUACCGUUUUUGUGUUCAUUUCACACAAUGCACAGUGCUGCUGAAUGUAGGCACUUGGUAUGUGGAUGUACAAAUUGUGACUUAGUCUUCCAGAUCUGAUAGGAUUAUGGGGAAAUUCAUAUAACCUAAACACCACAAUGUGACACUUGUGCACAUGAAUUCUCACUCCCUGAUUGGAUAUAGGCAUCCUUAGUCUCCUGGAAUGUCAGUGACCUGGUUUACAUAAAAUGUGCGUGGGGUGUGGGAUUAUAGUCACCAUUGGCUGCUUAGACAACCUAUUUCUAAUGUAUUUUUUUUUUUUUUGUGGAUCUUUUUAUAGUGGGGUGCUAUUUAUGCAGUAGGCUCCUGUAGGGAGCCCAUUAAAUGGUUUGUUUUUCUGAUAUUUAGGGCAGGGAGGCUCUCAUUGAUGUCACAUGCUUCUUGAGCUAUGUGAUUGAGCCAGGGUUGCGAAGUGACCGGAUUCUUUGCUACGGGAGCCGAACUGAUUAAAUUGUCAGUCAGCUAUACUUCAGCUAGUUUUGGCCUUAAAUUAGAAUUUCGUUUUGAUUUCCCAGCAAUUCUCAGCUUUUCCCCAUGUUCUAAGAAGCCGUGCCGUGGUGUGUGGCAUGUCUGGGUUUCCUGGUCUUUGUGCAUGGGGUACCAAGAAUAGGUAUUUUAGACCUCUAGGACAUGUCCAAGAGGAUUCCAUCUCUACUCAUUGUGGCAUGGCGGUCGUUACAUGAGUCUGAACCACAGUGGCAAGGAUGGCUGCUCUAAAGUAUUGUCGGAAAUCAGGCAAACCCAAGCCCCCCCCCCCCUUCGCCAGAUGUUUGCAUAGAACCUUGGUCGCCACUCUAACUUUAUGAUGGGCCCAUAUAAAGCCCAUAAAGGGCUUCUGCAGUUUGUCUAGAUAAGUUUUCGGUAGGUGGAUUUGCAGUGUCCUAACUAGAUAUUGGAACUUCAGUAAUAAGAUCAUCUUAACCGCUGCCAGUCCACCCAGCCAGGAUAAAAACGUGCCUUCCCAUCCUCUUUUGGUAUCAGUCAGGUCCCACAAUAGUGGGUGGUAAUUAGCUGCGAGUAAGUCUAUAUGGUUCUUGGAAAGAUUGACUGCCCCCCCCCCCCGGGAAGGAGAUCUAGUCCUUCCUUCAAUCUAGGGUGAAGGAAUUCUGCAGGAGCUCCUCCAGUGUGUGGCCCAGGAUUCCCACUCUCAUGGCUUGUGUUUCGGUGACAUUCAAUUUGUAAUCUGAGUGUUUCCUGUAACUGGUUAUUUCUUGUAACAGAUUUGGAAGGGAGAUCUGGGGUUGGGUUAGUGUAAGUAGGACAUAAUGGGUUUCUUUUUCAGUGAUAAGCACUGUUUAAUAUUUUCACUUUAUUUUGGUAAUGAUUGCAUUCAUCAAAGACUGUAUUUUGGCAAAUGCACAAUUUGAAUAUUUUUGUAAUUUGUGUUAAUGCAAUCUUGGUGUAUAAUUCAGAAUAUUUUUUUUUUAAGAAUACAACAUUUCCUGGGGUACUUAAAACACAUAAUAAUCUAAUAUCGUAAAGCGCUGCGGAAUUAGUUGGUGUGAUAUAAAUACCAAUAAUCUAACCAUUUGACCUGGCCGUUCUGUUGUAUGUGACUGGUUUUUGCAUGAGUUUACUUUCGUUCUUUGACCUUUAAUAACCUGUACUGUGUGACGGUCAGCCUCGACUCUCGCUCCCUCUAGUGUUGUAUUUUUAGUUUUUUUAAGGUUUUUUUUUAGGUUUUUUUUUUAACAUAAGGGAUUUUCUGCAUGCCUUUAGUAAGGGGACAAUAUAGAAUUUGUUCAGCGUGUAAAGGUCAUAUUUGUCUUUAACAGGGUUUUAAUGUCCCCAUUCACAUUUGUCCAUCUGCAGAAUUUUGUGAUGAACUGUGUUGUACAGCGUUUUUGCCAAUUAUUAUAAAUACUAAUGAUGCAAUAAGGUUCAUAUUUCUAAUGUACACUGUAAAGCUUCUUUUUUUUUUUUUGGUUGGCAAAAUAAGUAUGUAUCUGCUGCUGUUUGGUAAGGCCCAUUUUUAAAUAACUUUUUAUAUCUUAUUGAUUGAAAGUCACGUGGAGCAGGGAAACCUUCAGCUCUGAGACUUCUAGUUUCUGCCAUCUUACUGCAGGGUAGUGCGUAACUGCUGCGGGUAUCUGGGAGAACCUGUCCAGGUCAUUAAGGUGAAAAUGCUAGGAUUGCGCAGACAUGGCCACCCACUGUAUUGCGUGAUGGUCUUUCUUCCUUGGUCUGCAUAUAACAUGCUGACACACGGACUGCAGUGCGUGCCUGCCUUUUGGCUCUCGUUCUCAGGGUGUGGCGAGCUGAGCAGCUGUUAAAUUACAUUGCUUUAGCACUGCUGGAUUGGGAGGGCAUGGCUCCUAUCCUGUGACACUUGUUGCUCCCUCUAGUGGCAAGUCCAGGCAACACAUGCUUCUUGCAGUGAUAAUGGCAUAAUGGGGGUUGUUAUGAUGUUUCUUACUGUGAGAUUGUACAGAUACACUCUAUUAACAGCUGCCUAUUUAUAGAAGACCAGGGAUACCUGGGGAUUUUACAUGUCAGGGUAUACGUGUGCUGUUGGCGCUUUAUCUGUAUUGUCCCAUGGGACUGUUAAUAUGUUUUACCUGCUGCCAUCACGAUGUCUUUCUACAGAUUGGUGUACAGAUUGUAGCUGUAUUAAUCCUGUGAUGCAGAUCUAAAUUAAAAGAUAAAAUGUGCAUCUUGUAAUAUCCUUUUUAUUGGACUAGCAGAAUUUUGUAAUGAGGGCUUCCCUUUCCCAAAUCCAUAUAGCAUUUGUGAGCAAAAAAGACACUGAAUUCAAAGUUAAGUUCUGAUACUUUGAAUUUUCUCUCGAUCCCGAAAGCUUUUCAUUCCAAAAUUCUGUUAAUUAAAAUUGGUAUCUUGUAAUACCUUUUUAUUGGAUUGUUCUUUUACAUGUAGGUAUUAUUAGGGAGUAUGUGGAGCUCUGAUGGAAUCUGUGUCCUGAAAGCCGUGGUUCCCCUGCCUUCUCUGUAUUGAGAUCCUAGAGGGGUAGGUUGAAUCCGUGGUUCCCAUAGUGGAGCUAGGGAAGGUGCAUGGGGAAAAAAUGCUAAACUAACACUCUCUAGGCUGCAGUUAACAGUGUUUUAUUUUUGGAUUACAUGGAGAAAAGAGCACGUUUAAAAAGGUUUAACAUGGGCAGACUUCAUGCUCCCUCAUGUUGUAGCAGAAAUAGUGUCUGAAAAGAUUAUUUCAUUCCCAUCAUCCUGUAAUUUGCCAGGUAGCGGAACAGGGUCAAUAACAGCAAACAGCAAGCUGUGAGCAUUCUCCAUGCUCUCGCUGUCACUGUCUGGACAAGCAGACUUCCUUUGCUGAACACUAGAAGAGGUUGGGUGGGUCUCGUGUGCAUCUGCUCUUCCUAAAGGAGAAGAGGAAAAAUGGAUCGUGCGUGGACGUCGAAAGUACUGGAGAAGGUGACUCAGUGGAGCAGGUUUUAGACUGUGGGCAACGCAAUUUGCAGAAUCCCGAUGAAUCUAUUUAAAAGCUAUCUGUCCUAUUAGUCGCAGGCCAGGUAACUGCUGGCUGUGCGCAGGGUCCCCACGCAAAUCAUCUGACCUGGCCAGUCGCUAGACGCAGCUUUGUGGUGGCUGGAGAUAUUCGUCCGUUCUCCUGGCAUUUAAAGCGUUAAUGUUGGCGGUGCUAUUCUGGCAGAGCCUAGCUUUCAGAAUUGAUCAAAUGGUUUUACAAGAGAAUUUUCAGCCAGGAAUUGCUGAUGGUUUUUCUGCAAACCAUAAGUGCAUUGCACAGAGAGAGCUCUGCUAACUGCAGCAUUUACCCUGUCAGUGCCAGAGCUGUAUGCUGGGUGUUAACCAGUUCAUGUCUGUGUGUCCAGCUGCAUGUUUUACUGUUAUUGGGUUAACACUGGCUGGAUGACUGUAUUACUGACUCAAUCUAUCCUAUAGGUUUAUAUACAAAACAAACCACUGGAAUCACAUACUUGGAGUUGACAGAAUUCAGAAAUACUUUAAGCGUGAAAGAUCGUUUGUGUGCCUGAUUUUUAGUAUACUACAGAUAGAAAUGCUUAUUUACCAAUAUUAAAGCUAUGGUUUGGCGUCCUUGCACAUUGCUGCUUUGUAAUCAAUGUGUGCUCGUCCUGUAUGUGAAACCUGCUGUUUGGUACAAAUGGAUAGCCAGAACAAAAUCAUGGCUUUAAUGUAAAGUUCAUGACUUGAUGAGGUGCAUUCUCUUACUCUUAACUUUUACGAUGUAAUAAAAAUGUGUCGGUCUGUCUGUCCGGUGUAUUCAUUACAUCCUACAGCAGUGGUUUGGGGUUUAGUUUUAGGAUUUUGCUUAGUGUAUAAGUGAUAACCCUGGAACAACUUGUUUAAUGCUAAAAUGAACAUAAUGGUUAAUGUCAAUAAGCUUACUUCGUGUGUGUUUUGAUUUGUGUGCAUUUUUGUGUUUAUUAUUAAAUACGUUCUUGAUAUCAUCUACGGGAUUUGGGAAAAUGAACACAUUGUUACAUUUCUAAAGAGCAGAUCCCAAUUACACUUCCUAAUUUUAUCUCUUGUUCUAAUAGCUUGUACCAAGGAAUGUGUAUUUAUUAUACUCUGCAGCUAGCCCCUCGCAUGUUUGUAGUUUUCAUUUCUUUUUUUUCCCCCCUCCAAUCUUAAGAUAAUGCUCUAUUUUGGGUAGCUGUCGGCUGUCUCCCGACAUAUUUUAGAAUUUUGGGGGUGAGUGUUCCAGUAGAGAAUUAGUCUGUUUUUCAUGCAGUGGAGGGUUGAAUGGCAGGUCAGUGAGCAGUUGGGUGAUGGUAAGGACAUGGCUUACAGCAUAUCCCUGCUGUUCUUCUUUGCCUAAUUUUCUUAUUCUAGAAGUGACAUCAGUGGCUGAUCCCAGCGAAUCGCUGAAACCUGACCCCUGGAUUCCUUUUGGUACCAGGCAGCCUCCUGCAUGUUGCCUGCUGUCUUAACUCCCAGUACCUGCAGCUAGCAGGUGCCAGUGUCGGAAACUGGCUUUACUGACAUCUUGCAAAACAAAUGCAAAUUGUUGGGUUAGAUUAAUUGUUUGCUGCAGAACAAUCAUGGAAGAAGCUGUAUUAACAACAUUUGCUUGGCGGGGGGGGCUGCUCACCCUACAUCUGCAUCUACCCCCACAGAAAUUGUAACAAAUAGCUUUUUUUUUUUUUUUGGUCCAAAUUUUUAAGGGAGCCUGUUGACAAUUUUGGGCCCCCCAAGCAAGCAAUAUUACUUCUUCUAUGUUGGAUGUUAUGCAAGCCGCAACUAACAAUCUGCAUCUGUUUUCGUUCUGUUUUGAAUUGUGCGGUUGUGGACUUUACCUGUGUUAUUAUUGCCAUUUGUUGAAGGGAUCACCAACUCUUAUCAAAUGUGUUUUUAUUUAUAACAUCUAUUUUUACGUUUAACAGUAUUCAAACAAAAGCAUUAAUCUUUGUACUUUGCAAAUUGAAUGUAAACGUUCAUAAAGUACAUUCAGCUUUUCUAGCAUUACUUCAGCUAGAAUAAUUCAGGUAGGUGAUGUUCUUGUUACUUGUACAUUUAGUACAAAUUAUGGAUUUCUUCAUGUAUUUAAUAGCCUUCACUUCAAAGUAGAAAUGCUCACUGUCUCUUUUUCCAUUGCUUGUAGUCUGAAUCUGGUUAUGGAUCGGAGUCAAGUCUUCGGCGGCAUGGCUCAAUGGUGUCCCUGGUCUCUGGGGCAAGUGGCUACUCCGCUACGUCCACGUCCUCGUUUAAGGUGAGUUUGAUUCACAUUUUAUAUUUACACUCAAACUUGUGUGUGUCUGCAAACUUAGAUUGGUAGAAUUCCCAGCAAAGGGCUUCAGAUGGCACAUGUUUUGCUCUCUCCUCAGUCGUGGCUAAUCUUUGGCACUUUACUGCACACUGAUGAUACUAAGUUAUUGGUCUUCCUGAGCAUCACCCAAAUUCCUGUCUCAAACAGGGGCAGUGCCAAAAGCUAGCCUAGAUGUGCAUUCUCUACACAGGUCAUCAAUCAGGACAAAUAAACUGGUCCAGUCCUUAGGAGCAGGCAUAUAGAAUUUUUUUUUUUUUUAAAAGUUAGUUGGCUGGCCCACCCUUGCUUCCCUUAAAUAAGAAGUACAAAACUCACACUGCCUCCAUCUCACAGGCUGAGAUCAUUAGAAUUGACUAUCUCAGCCAAAUCCAGUGCUUUCCCACUGUUGCGCAUGUGUGGCAAAACGUGGUGCCGUGCCAAGCUGCCACUAGAUAUGUUACUAGGCAGUAAUGUAAACACUGGCUUAUAUCUGCAAAGGCAGUAUUUAAAUUAAAAUGCCUGCCUAGACAGGAUAUAGACACCAGAACUACAUUAAGCUGUCCCUUUAAGGACUGAACUGCCAGAUAUAAAUAAAAAAAAAUAAAAAAUAAAAAAUUAUCCCACUCUUCUAAGGUAAGUGAGGAAGACAAAUUAGAAAAGAUUACCCCUUUGGCUAUUUUACCUUAAACUUUGGCAUUCACUUGUCUCCGUCGUCACCAAUUAACAGUUUAAGGAAUAGAUCUGUAUUGUGUGAAUGAGGCAUGCAGGCUACUCCUGUCACUAGCUGCAUCCUCUAAUGGGGCUGCCUUGUUUUUUAGGUAAUCAUCAUGGUCUCUUGAGUUUGUAUCAAAGAUUGCUUCCGCAAUGAAUGACGCAGCAGGCUUUGUUUAAGGGACCAGACUGUACCUGCAGAGGCCAUAUUUACAUUGUACUUGUACUUGUGUGUGUGAGAGAUUGUGUGUGAGAAAGUAAAGGUUUUAGUUUAUGGUAGAAAUGUGAAACUAUUCUGACUUUCUAAUGUUCUGUUUGCAGAAGGGACACAGCUUGCGGGAGAAACUCGCAGAGAUGGAGACCUUUCGCGACAUCCUGUGUAGACAAGUUGACACGCUGCAGAAGUAUUUUGAUGCGUGUGCCGAUGCACUCUGUAAAGAUGAGCUUGAACGAGAUAAAGGUAUUUAAUGAUUGCUCCCCCAAUUCGCCUGGCAGCGAUCAUUCUUAUUCACACCCAUAGGCCAGUAGAAAUGACUGCCAUGAAUAGUUUUAUUUGCUGCUGGCUAGGAAAAUGUUCAAGCCUGCGAUGUUAAGCCAAGAGAAAGGUGUACAUCCUCUGAGGUUAUGGCAAAACAAAGUCUCCCUUAUGGGCAGGGAAAGCUUCAAUGAACACCAGCAAUCUUGAAGGAGGCAUGCUACCAGGGUUGAUUUACAAGCAGCCUCUUUCAGUAAGGGAGAAAUGAGGGAUUUAGUGUAGGUGGAAGUAUGGUGUUUUAAUGCAGAUUUUUAUUACCCUCUAUCUCAAGCCAAGAAUUGACUAGAGAAUGGUAUGUCAGAAUUUUUCAGUCGAAAUUUUACAGUGCCGUCUUAUCGGUCGAGGACCUCACAUUUACGUGACCUUUUCUAGAUUUGUGGGCACAAGAACUUAGCCCUCGAUUGUCCAUGAAAUAUAAUUCGUAUGCUGUUUAUGAAUCUCCUAGUUUCACUACUAUUGCUUCAUUACCCCAAGUGCUCAAGCUACGUAAUAAAAAUGUGUCUGACAUUAACUAAGUGGUGUGGUAAUUAUCAUUAACCCCUUAAGGACACAUGACAUGUCUGACAUGUCAUGAUUCCCUUUUAUUCCAGAAGUUUAGUCCUUAAGGGGUUAAACAAAAAGAGUUUGUGAUGAUUAGUGGAAACUGGCUGCUGCAGAGUGGCUGGAUUGUCUUGUGGUUGGAUCACUGCUAUUCAGCAUGCUGGUCCACCUCCGUGAUGAACCUUUCAUUUGCACUGUAUGACAAUUUGAACGUGGUGUAGAGGUUUUGAGCCCAAGCCAGAUAUUUACUCUAAAUCGUUUCUGUUCCUCGUUUUUAGUGGUUGAAGAUGAGGACGAAGAUUUUCUUCCUAAUCACGCUGAUGGAGAAUACAUUCACACCAGUAAUGGCAAUAAAGAGAAAUGUAAGUGAUAUUCCUGUAUUUAAUUUAGAUUCCAUUACAGUACUGUUGCAUGUUACAAAGAUGGAUUUACUUCCUGUGUUGCUAAUGGCAAAAUGUGGCUUUGCAGAUGAUUGUAAAGUACAUUUUCCAUUGUGCUCAUCUUGUCUUUAGACAAAUGGUACAUAUUAUUUGCAAACAUCCGAAGUUGCCUUCAUUACUUCCUGUGGAUUUACAGCCAUGUAUAUAGCUGUAGUAAUGCUAAGUUUUUAAACAGGAUUUUGAAUAUUCCUUUUAUCCCCUAUAUGUAACCAAUCUAUAUUUGUGAAUGCUGACAAUUCAAAUUAAAUGUAUAAAUCCAGUUUUAUUUAGCUCUGUCCUGGGACUGGGUUCCUCCAUCUUGUCUCAGUCUUGUAGGGAGUUAAUACGCUCUCUAAAUGUUUUUCUCCUGCAGUGCAAUGUGUGCCUUCACGGUGCCAGGCAAUUGCUAAUUCUUUAAUAUACAUUUAAGAUAAAAUAGAAGGUUCACACGUCAUAGGUGAUUUUCAGUAUUUUAUCAGUGUAAAUUUCAGACUUUAAGAAUUAUGCAGUGCAGCUAUUUUCAUGUUGUAACAAAGCCUUCUGUUUUUAGUGUUCCCGCAUGUGAAUCCCAAGGGGAUAAAUGGUAUUGAUUUUAAAGGAGAAGCCAUUACCUUCAAAGCAACCACAGCGGGCAUUCUCGCCACAUUAUCGCACUGCAUUGAGCUAAUGGUGAAGCGAGAGGACAGCUGGCAAAAAAGAUUAGACAAGGUAGGAUCGCCUUGCAUUUUAUAACUGCAGUGACCUGUUCCUUGGUGGCUUGCUCCAAACCCAUGGUUCUAUCCGUACACACCGCAAUGGCAGAGCUUUACUGUAAAUGGGAUACUGCAACCCCAGGGACGUAGGCAGUGCUCUUGUGUAAUAUCAGACGGACAUAAUGGAUAUUUCUAAACUUUUAUUCGGUCUGUUUUUACACAUGUAAAAAUUUCCUGGUUUGUGUUUUAUUUUUUAUUUUAUUUUUUACAUUACCCGGGUUUUUCACAAAACUCUGAAUGAGAACUGCCGCGAAAAUAGCGGUGAUUAUGCCUGAGCUGGAGGGCUUGGCUGCUGCUACAAAGUGUACUUGGAGAUAUUCUGGAGAGUGAUUUGAUUCAACUGUCUGAGAUCUUUCUUUUUUACGGUUACAAGUAAGCGUUACCUCUUGGAAAUGUUUUUUUUGAUUGUACAAGGUUUGAUUUCCUGUUCCUAAUUGGUAAGGCAUCUGAUUUGAAUAAUUAGUGGUUUGCUAAUUGCUAUUGUUUCUUAAGAGACAUAGGCUCACUCAGGUUCUAACCAUUCCUAGGGGUGGUGCAUUGAGGAGUUUUAUGUAAGAGUUGUAGAAUUUAGCUUGGCUGCUGCUACCAAGUGUACAUGGAGAUAUUUUGGAGAGACUCUGGAGGUAGUCUGAGGUAUACAGGAGGUGGGGAAAAAAGGUAAGAUUUGUUGAUUUAAAGCCUGCACCUUUAUUAAUAUGUCAGCCUUAUUCAGUGUAAUAGUUAUAAAAGCUAUUCUAGAAACCUUUAAAUACAUAAAGGGAAUUGACACAAUAAAGGAAGGAGACUAUAUAUUUAAAAGAAGGAAAAACUACCACAACAAGAGGACAAGAGAUACUUAAAUUAGAGGGGCAAAGGUUUAAAAAUAUCAGGAAACAUAGAAACAUAGAAUGUGACGGCAGAUAAGAACCAUUCGGCCCAUCUAGUCUGCCCAAUUUUCUAAAUACUUUCUUUAGUCCCUGGCCUUACCUUAUAGUUAGGAUAGCCUUAUGCCUAUCCCACGCAUGCUUAAACUCCUUUACUGUGUUAACCUCUACCACUUCAGCUGGAAGGCUAUUCCAUGCAUCCACUACCCUCUCAGUAAAGUAAUACUUCCUGAUAUUAUUUUUAAACCUUUGUCCCUCUAAUUUAAGACUAUGUCCUCUUGUUGUGGUAGUUUUUCUUCUUUUAAAUAUAGUCUCCUCCUUUACUGUAUUGAUUCCCUUUAUAUAUUUAAAUGUUUCUAUCAUAUCCCCCCUGUCUCGUCUUUCCUCCAAGCUAUACAUGUUAAGAUCCUUUAACCUUUCCUGGUAAGUUUUAUCCCGCAAUCCAUUAACCAGUUUAGUAGCCCUUCUCUGAACCCUCUCUAAGGUAUCAAUAUCCUUCUGAAGAUACGGUCUCCAGUACUGUGUACAAUACUCCAAGUGAGGUCUCACCAGUGUUCUGUACAAUGGCAUGAGCACUUCCCUCUUUCUACUGCUAAUACCUCUCCCUAUACAACCAAGCAUUCUGCUAGCAUUUCCUGCUGCUCUAUUACAUUGUCUGCCUACCUUUAAGUCAUCAGAAAUAAUCAACCCUAAAUCCCUUUCCUCAUAUGUUGAGGUUAGGACUCUAUCAAAUAUUCUGUACUCUGCCCUUGGGUUUUUACGUCCAAGAUGCAUUAUCUUGCACUUAUCCACAUUAAAUGUCAGUUGCCACAAUUCUGACCAUUUUUCUAGUUUACCUAAAUCAUUUGUCAUUUGGCUUAUCCCUCCUGGAACAUCAACCCUGUUACAUAUCUUGGUAUCAUCAGCAAAAAGACAUACAUUACCAUCAAGACCUUCUGCAAUAUCACUAAUAAAAAUAUUAAAGAGAAUGGGUACAGAUCCCCGAGGUACCCCACUGGUGACAAGUCCAAGCUUCGAAUAUAUUCCAUUAACUACAACCCUCUGUUGCCUGUCACUCAGCCACUGCCUUACCCAUUCAACAAUAUUUGAAUCCAAACUUAAAGAUUGCAGUUUAUUGAUAAGCCUUCUAUGUGCAACAGUGUCAAAAGCCUUACUGAAAUCUAGGUAAGCAAUGUCUACUGCACCACCCUGAUCUAUAAUUUUAGUUACCCAAUCAAAAAAAUCAAUAAGAUUAGUUUGGCAUGAUCUCCCUGAAGUAAACCCAUGUUGUCUCUGAUCUUGAAAUCCAUGUGUUUUUAGAUGUUCAACAAUCCUAUCCUUUAACAUGGUUUCCAUCACUUUCCCCACUACUGAAGUAAGGCUUACUGGCCUAUAGUUGCCCGACUCCUCCCUAUUACCUUUCUUGUAAAUGGGCACAACAUUCGCUAACUUCCAAUCUUCUGGGACUACUCCUGUUAACAAUGAUUGGUUAAAUAAAUCUGUUAAUGGUUUUGCUAGUACACCACUAAGCUCUUUUAAUAGCUUUGGGUGUAUUCCAUCAGGUCCCAUUGACUUAUUUGUCUUUACUUUUGACAGUUGAAAUAGAACCUCUUCCUCUGUAAACUCACGUGUAAUAAAUGACUCAUUUAUCCUUUUUCUCAACUGAGGUCCCUUUCAUUCAUUUUCAUCUGUAUUUACAGAACAAAAAUAUUCAUUGAGGCAGUCAGCUAGACCUUUAUCCUCUUCUACAUACCUUCUUUCCUUUUUGUUUUUAAUCUAACUAAUCUUUGUUUUACUUUUCUUUUCUCAUUUAUGUAUCUAAAAAAUGUUGUAUUCCCCUUUUUUACUGACUGUGCUAUUUUCUCUUCUGUGUGUGAUUUGGAAGCUCUUAUAACUUGCUUAGCCUCUUUCUGCCUACUCUUAUAGAUCAUUUUGUCUUCCUCACUCUGGUUUUUUUUUUUUUAUAAUUCCUGAAUGCUAACUUUUUGUUUUUAACUAUUUUGGCCACAUCUGCAGAAUACCACAGUGGUUUCUUUAAUUUUUUGCUUUUACUGACAAGCCUAAUGCAAUUUUCUGUUGCCUUCAAUAGUGCAACUUUUAAAUAAUCCUAUUUCUCUUGGACUCCAUUUAAAUUGCUCCAGUCUGAUAAUGACUCCUCUACCCAUAUUCUAAUUUUAGAAAAGUCUGUUUUUCUAAAGUCUAAAACUUUUGUUUUUGUGUGGUGUGACUCAGUCACUGUUCUUAUAUUAAACCACACUGACUGAUGAUCACUGGAUCCUAAACUUUCACCUACAGUAAUAUCUGAUACAAAAUCUCCAUUUGUUAACACUAAAUCUAGUAUGGCCUCUUUACAAGUUGGCUCCUCAACAACUUGUUUUAGAGACAAUCCCAGUAGGGAGUUUAGAAUAUGUGUGCUCCUGGCACAAGUAGCUAAUUAUGUUUUCCAAUUUACAUCAGGAAGAUUAAAGUCACCCAUGAUGAUAACUUCCCCCUUCAUUGUCAUUUUAGCUAUUUCCUCAACUAGUAGAUUAUCUAACUCUUCAAUUUGUCCUGGGGGCCUAUAAAUCACACCUACAUGAGUUACUGUGUGAUUACCAAAUUCUAAUGUAACCCAAACGGACUCUGUUUGCCUCACUAACUUUUAUUAGGCUAGAUUUUAUGCUGUCCUUCACAUACAAGGCCACCCCUCCCCCUUUCUUGCCUUCCUUAUCUUUCCUAUAUAAAGAGUGCCCUGGUAUUGCUAUGUCCCAGUCAUUUUUCUCAUUAUACCAUGUUUCAGUAACAGCGACUAAAUCUACACUAUCAGUUGCCAUUAUUGCCACAAGUAUUACUUUACUGAGAGGGUAGUGGAUGCAUGGAAUAGCCUUCCAGCUGAAGUGGUAGAGGUUAACACAGUAAAGGAGUUUAAGCAUGCGUGGGAUAGGCAUAAGGCUAUCAUAGAUCGAAGAUAAGGCCAGGGACUAAUGAAAGUAUUGAGGAAGACUAAAUGGGCCGAAUGGUUCGUACCUGACAUCCCAUUCUAUGUUUCCCUUUUUUUUUUGUUUUAGGUUAUGUUCACCGUUUAGUGAAUAGCCCUGUUUGUCUUUCAAAUUGUGAGGUGUUUUUUGUUUUUGUGACCUGGCAGCGUGUCACUCAACAAGUUACAUUUUGUAAGCCAAAAUGGAAACGCACACACUUUCUAAUAAUAAUUAAACGUCCCUCCUUCCCACCAAGGAAAUAUAAACGUCCCUCCUUCCCAGCAAGCUCAUUGGCCGAGCAAGCCUGGGCACACUAGGUAUGAUUCAAAAAAAGUACUUUAUUUCUGCAACAAGAACUGUAGUUUGCUAUUGUGUAUCACUGGGUGCCCAGACUCGCUCUAUAACCCUGCAAGUUAAAUUGAUAUGGCUUCUUUCUGCUGGCUUCGCAUCGUACAAGAUGUUACUCACAAACCUUUAGGGUGUUGUCACGCUUCUUGUUGAGGAGACUCUGAUAAAACAAAUGGAUUUUGCACUAUGGUAGUGGAGAACCUCUGAUCUUCUGGUUAUAACAGUCACACAGGUUAGCUACCUGUAUAUCAUGGGACAUGCAGUCCCAUGAAGGCCACAGGUAAUCUUCACCUAGAAGAAAAAGUCUGACUUUUUUUAGUAGUCUGGGUAUUUCUGGGUUAGACAUUUUAGGGAUGUUGGAUUGGUCACCACAUUCAUGCAGAGCAGUUCAGUUAUUAACGUAACCCCUUAAGGACCAAACUUCUGGAAUAAAAGGGAAUCAUGACAUGUCACACAUGUCAUGUGUCCUUAAGGGGUUAAAGGAAUACUAACAAACCUCCAUUCAUGACCCUAUAGUGUUAAAAACUCUAGCCGCCCCUGCCCCUUCUCUUGCCCUUCUAAAUAUAGUAAAAGCUUACCUUUAUUCCAGUCUGCUGGUUUUGCCCCUGAGCUACCUGCUUGGCUGACAUAAAAAUGAUUCUCAUGCAAUUACAAUGUUUUCCCAGUGGAAAACAUUGGAUUGGCUGAGAUUGUAAAGUCUGAUCUCUACCAAGGAGGCAUGUUGGGGGAUGGAGCCAAACUCCACCCUGGACAAUCUGCAACUCCUCAUAGAGAUGCAUUAAAUUAAGGUCCGUGGGGAAAAGAUCAAUGUCUCUAUGCAGAGUGUGGAGGCACUUAGUGUUAGUGCUGCACAAUGCGCAGCACUGACCCAGGAAGCACCUCUAGUAGUCAUCUGAGGAGAGGCCACUGAAGGUAUCCCUAGGCUGUAAUGUAAACACUGCCUUUUCUUUGUGGGGGGGUGGGGAAAAGAGAAAUACCAGAAAAUGCCUACAUUAUUGACUAUACUCACUAGAACAGCUACAUUAGGCUGUAGUUCUGGUGACUAUAGUGUCCCUUUAAUUAUGAAGAUUGGCAUGUAAAAUAAAAACCAUAUUAAAGUGAAUUAUUUUAAUGAUUUUUGGAAUAGAUUUAAUUAAGAAUAUCCUUAUCAGUGGAGCAUCCUAGUUUAAUAGACUAUAUUGUAAUUUAUUUUAUCUGUAAAAAAUUAACGGAUACCUUCUAAACAUACUGGAAGUAACUAAGGUAAAUGGAAAUGCUAGUUAUUUCUUCUAAAAGUUCACAAUCUCUGGUCAGCUUGAGAUUCUAGCUUGGCUUCCUAAUACACAAAUGGGGCACAAAUUAAUUAAAUCAGGUGGUUCUACAACCAUGCGUGCUCUGCAAUGUCUGUACAUCUUUUUUUGUAUUGUAUGUGGGGUUUUGUUUUUUUUGUUGGGGGUGGAAACCUACAAAGGGGAUUCUAAAGCAAAUAUAAAUAGUUUCUGACUAUAUGUACUAAGAGCAGCACUAGGAUAUUCAAUACUUGUAUUGAGAGGCUUUAACCCCUUAAGGACCAAACGUCUGGAAUAAAAUGGAAUCAUGACAUGUCACACAUGUCAUGUGUCCUUAAGGGGUUAAGGCCACAUAGAACUUAUGGUUGCCAUCACAUAACAGAAUGCUCCAAACUUAGAUUUUUAAAGGCUACCAGUUUUGGGGGUAGAUGGUUUUGGAGCUGACAAUCCUAAGCUGCUCAGAACCUUUAAUAACUUGUAGUCAGGUGUCAAAACAUAAACAUGUGGAACAAAUCUGUCCAGUUAUUAUCCUCGUAUAUUGGAACUACUGAAGAAUCUCCUCCUUAUAACAAUACAUUUUUUUCAAUUUACCUUCAUAAGAGCAGGAUUGUUGGCCCUAAAUUAACAUUUGUAAGGCUGUCUGUGAACCUGUUAUUAGGGGAGCUUGGGUGGGACUUAUUCACUUUCCAAAACGGUGGUCCAGAUCAUAGUCCAUGAACUUACUGUGUACAUGACUUCUCUCCAUUAAGUUAAGUUAACAAAUGUAUAGCUACACGUGGAUGCUCAACUACUUGUGAAGACCAGUGCAGUAAGCUUUACAUGUUUGUUUUUUAGGAAGUAGAAAAGAGAAGGCGGGUGGAGGAGGCUUACAAGAAUGCAAUGAGUGAACUGAAGAAGAAAGCACACUUUGGAGGACCUGAUUAUGAGGUCAGUCUUUUUAUCUUUUUUUUUUUUAACCAUGUAUACCUUUUUAUUUUAUUUGGAUGCACACAAAUGUGUUGAAUAACUGCAUACGUAUCUUGUCCAUUCAUGGUGGUGUCGACGGCUACUAAACAGUUAACUAGCUUAAGCCUAGCCAAAGGACUAAAACUAAUCAGUCUUCCACUUUAAUGUGUGAGGAUGUACUGGUGAAUAUUGUCCAAAGUCUUCAAAGAAUACAUGUAUUUCUGGCAAUUGUUCCAUUCCCUGCUUUGAUAACCGGAGCAGGAAUUCAUGAACGUCUGAUAAUACUCUUCGGGUUCACUUUUCAAGAACUCAAAGUAAAUGUCAAAUUUUAGACUAAUAUGGGAGAGGGAUAUUUAGUAUACCAAUAUUAAAAAAAGUUUUACAAAGUAAAAAUCAUGAAUCUCUGGCUCCACAGGUAGCACAGAGCACCCAUCCCAGGCCUUGUCCUCUGUCUGCAUUCUGUCGGUCACAUGACCCAGUCGCUUCACCAUAUGUCAUUUUCAUAUCCCUAAGAUUGGUGGAGUUAGUGUAGAACCCAGAAAGUAAAGGGAAUAAUAGGUUAUUAUAGACUACAGGCAGGGGAGUGCUGGCAGCCUUAGGCCUGGGGGGCAAAACCAGUCAAGUGGCCCAUUGCACCACCAAAUCAGUUCACCAUCCAUGCCCACCUUUUCCUGGUUUUAAAACGGAUAUUGAUGUUAUGCUAAUCAGUAGCUCUUUGCCAUACCCGCUCCUUCACGGCUCUGACUUUCAAUGUUGUCAGAGCGCAGGCUGAGAAUCUCUGAGCCUGUGCUCUGACUCACUAACUGAGCGCCGGAACCACGAGGGAGAGGAUAUAAUCUGACUGCACCUACUGCUGGUGCGCACCAGUGGACCACCAGCGAAUCGUUUAAAUUGAAUAUGCUGGUGUACCCAACUUGUGAGUUGUGUUGGCCGCCGGGCGCAUCUGUUGUCAUGGCACCCCGCGUGACCGCACAGCGUGCACACCCCAACGGCUGGCCCUGCUGACACACACUGAUGUUACUACUUAGAAAUCCCUCUAUUAAUACAGACAUCAGAGUAAACACCAAAAAACUGUGGAAACAGCUGAUACCCCUAAAUUUAUAAACAUUUGCUUAGUGGAUUUGUUGUAAGAUUAAAUUCCCUCUCCCCCUCUCCCCCCACUUGUUCUUCUUCCCCACUUGUUCUUCCCUUGUUCUUCUUCCCCACUUGUUCUUCUUCCCCUCCCCCACUUGUUCUUCUUCCCCCACUUGUUCUUCUUCCCCCCACUUGUUCUUCUUCCCCACUUGUUCUUCGUUCCCCACUUGUUCUUCGUUCCCCACGUUCCCCACUUGUUCUUCUUUCCCCAUGAUCUUAGUUCUCUUCGAUCUUUACCUCUAAAAUGGCACUCCUUUUGUCAAUUUUGAAAUGGAAGUAGCCAAAAGGUCUUAAGUUUUUUUGAAAGCACUUUGGAGAGAGCUGAAGACUUAAGCUUUAUUGGAUGUAUGCUGGACUAGAGCAAGAACAUGAGUUGGAAGCUCCAUCUGUGUUUAAAUUGUAUAGUGUCUGGAAUUCCCGUUCAGGAAGUGAAUUAGUGCUCCGACUUCGUGCCUGAUUAGGCAAGUGCUAUUUGUUUAUGUUCCAUGGUAAACGUUAAGUGUUGGAAUGAAUAAUUCACUUCAUUAGAGUAAAUCAGUCACUGCCUGUACUUGUCAUGAUUGCAUUGGAUCGUCUCUUGAGGCUUUUCUGCAUUUUGUAUGCUUCCUGUAAGACUGUGGUUUUGGUUUGUUCUUUUACCCCAUUCUCUUCCACCAGCGUUCUCCAUUUCAUAUUAAUAGAUUUCUUGUCUCCAUGUUUGACUCGGACAUUUCUAUAUCGGUUGCCUGGGGAAGAAAUGUAAACUCGGGCUGGCUUUGUUUUAUAGAAUCCUAAAAUCCUCUCCGUACAAUCAGCUGAGUGUAAAGCAUUGUAAACCCAGUGUUCUGGGAAUGAGUCCAUAGCUAGUGCUGUAGUGUAGAUUUAACUAACCAUCCUGUAAAGAACUGAAAUCUCUGCAAUUUCCUAAUCAUUUCUAACUACGCAAGGAGUGAGUGCUGUUUGUUAUGGUGAAAUAAAACUUGUUUUAGAAAAUGCCAACUAUUUUUGCUUGUUAAAAAUGUCCUCAAAGUAAAUCAAGGUGAGCAGCUUUUUAAUGUAGUUUAGAAGUGUGAGAUCCAUGACAUUUAACCAGCACAUUUCCAUUUUCUGGGGGUUUUAUUCUGUCCUAAGCAUGGAUUAAUGUUUCAAUCUUCUGGUUUUCUGAUUUGGCUAAUGCAUGCACAGGUUAUGCUCCAUGUGAAGGCCAUUCUGCAUCUAUCUGUGUGACAAAAGGGGUUGGGAAGGCACUAAAUUAAAAUUUACUGUUGUAAGUCCUGUGCACUGAAUAAAUGAGCAUUUAUAGGGGGGUCGGUGCACAAGUGUCAAUCAGCAGUAAAUAUUAGAAAUACUUUGGCCAAAAUCUGCUUCCAGUGAAGACACUCAAAUCCAUAAUGAUACACAGAAUACUUUACCAAGUAGCAUGUUACCCCUGGUAAUGUCACUAAAUGCCAUUAUUUCGGCUCCACGUAACUUUCUCAGUUCAGUCCAAUAUUUGCUUUCUUUGAAUUCAAAAGCUCGACUCAAAACUCUGACUAAAGAUAUUCAUUUAGCUUUCUAUAAUACAGCUAACAGUACUUUAUCAGCACAGCAAUGGUUUCUGGGAGUUGUAGUUAAGCUGUGUACGUUAUGUAUACGGUGUAAUCUUUAGAAUGUAAGCUCGAUUGAGCAGGGUCCUCUUCUACCUAUUGUUCCUGUAAGUUUAGUUGUAAUUGUCCUAUUUAUAGUUAAAUCCCCUCUCAUAAUAUUGUAAAGCGCUACGGAAUCUGUUGGCACAAUAUUAUUAUUAUUAUUAUUAUUAUUAUUAUUAUUAAUAUUAAUAAUAAUCUUUCAUCAAGUUAGUCUCUAUGGUAUUUCGUGCUUCACUCCCAGCACACCAACAGGAAGACUAUAGAGACUAACUGUCGGUUUUCAAACACUGGCUGACCGGAGGUGUAUGUAUAUGGCUGAAGUAACCUGCUAUAUACGAACGGUAUGGAUGAGAUAUUUUUUAACUUUAUUUAUUUUAAAUUAAGUAUAUUUAGUUUCAAAACUUGAUGAAAAGAUGAUUAUAUUGGAGAACUGUCACCUCAAAAUGGUCUUGAGUGCCGCUAUGUUUUUGUAUACACAUGGCAAAGGCAGCCGGGUGGGAGGGAGCCCCAUAAAUCGUGUUUUAGGUUUUAACAUACAGUGUGUGUGUGUGUGUGUGUGUGUACCUUUAAUAAUAUAAACCCACCCAGUAUAACUGUAACCUAACCUACACAGUGCACCUAACGUGUGUGGGUGCCUGGAUUAUCCCUUUAAUAAUAUAAACCCACCCAGUAUAACUAACUGUAACCUAACCUACACAGUGCAUCUAACGUGUGUGGGAACCUGGAGUGACCCUUUAAUAAUAUAAACCCACCCAGUAUAACUGUAACCUAACCUACACAGUGCAUCUAACGUGUGUGGGAGCCUGGAGUGACCCUUUAAUAAUAUAAACCCACCCAGUAUAACUGUAACCUAAGCUACACAGUGCAUCUAACGUGUGUGGGAGCCUGGAGUGUCCCUUUAAUAAUAUAAACCCACCCGGUAUAACUAACUGUAACCUAACCUACACAGUGCAUCUAACUUAUUUAAACCUGGAGUCAUUUUUAAAAUGUUUUUGUGAAACCUUAUCAAAACUAUGAUUACAUUUAAAUGUUCAGCAUUCUCAGGAUGUUUGUUUUUUACAUUUUGUGUGUUUUUAUGUGACAGGAAGGGCCCAAUAGCCUGAUCAAUGAAGAGGAAUUCUUUGAUGCUGUUGAAGCCGCUUUGGAUCGGCAGGAUAAAAUUGAGCAGGUACCCGUUGAAUCCUAUUUAUACAGGAGCUCUCAAUAUGUCUUAGCAGUUACAAGUGCACAGUCUCUGUAUCCUGUGACAUAGUCAAUGAGAUUAUAUAACUUCAUAUACGUGGGUAAAUUCUGAAAGCCUUUAAUGUAAAUAACUGAAUUGCGCAGAGCAUGGUAGUUUUUGUUAACCCUAACCCAAGUUUGAUACAUUUAUUGUUUACUUAUGCAAAUGUAAACUAAUUCAUCAUUCUCCUUCAAGUCUCAGUCUGAAAAGGCGCGUUCGCAUUGGUCAUCGUCUGUACCAACAAAUGAUGCUUAUACCGGAGCGGGCACUCACAGAUUUGUUCGCACGGUAAGUUGUGUUCGGUUUUAUAUUCAUUAGGAUUAUUGAAAUAUGAAUUGCUAGUUUAACUUAAAGGGGCACACUAUGCACCAUAACUAUUACCGCUCAGUGUAGGACUUCUGGUGCUGUGAGUCUUUCAGCAGGAUCCCCCAACUUUACUACAAAAAAUGUUUGACAAAACGGAGGCCCUCCUGGCACCCAUAGUCCCACUCCCUUCUCAGCUUCAUUGGUAAUGCUGAGACAAACUUCCUCGUUAUCGAUUGUCGGUUCAGCCUGGAUGGCAAAGAUGGCCUUAGAGAGCUGAAUAUCUUUCUCUGCUUCUUAUUGCAGGCUAAAGAUGGAGAGAUGCAUUUCAGAAUUUCCAUAUUUAGAAUAUGCACUUGAUAGAUUUUUAACCUCAUUAAUAUGCUGUAUUUCUUUGCAUGCUCAAAUCUUUAUAGUUUUUGCAUAAAAUAAAGUACCAUAAAUCUGCUUUUUGUCUUGUUUUUUUUUUUUUGAUUAAGCCACACCGACUCAAACCAGAAAAAGACUUCCUUAUUAAAUGAAUGCACACAGCUCCAGUUACUGUAUUGAAUAAUGUGAAUUACAAAACUCCCUGCAUUUAGUAAGGAUAUCAAUACUUGUUGCUUCCUUUUGACAGCCAGGUAAUGAAUUCACACUGCUCACUCGGCAUUCUUAUUAUAAAAUGUAUGCUGAGACUGUGUGUGCGCGCAUACAUUUUAUAAGAAGUCUUUCUGGCAGGACGGCGUGUGGCUAAGGAGGCAGGCUUAUUGUGCCGCAUUCUUCAAAAUCUUUAUUUUGUUCAAAAACGAAGAUUUGAGCAAGCAAAAAACACAGCACAUUAAUGAGGCUAAAAUAUAUCAGUUUUCUGAAGUGACCAUUUAAUAUGUAUAAUAAUAUGUUGGGUUAUUCACAAUAACUUUUACUUUAACAUUCAUUGGGCCUAAUCUAAAUGUACACCAUAGUGAUGGGGCAAAGUUCACAGUAAGAAUUUCCAAGCACAGAGUUAUCUAGUGAUCAAGGACAGGUUAUUUAAAAAAAAAAAAAAAAAAAUACUAAAUCCCAGUAGGGAAAAACAAAGCAUACCUUACUAUCACUUUAUCCUGGGAAUUAUGAUCAGGUCCACCCGAUGAGACAAAAAUAAAACAAUCGUGUUAUGUUUUAGGGAGUAAAAUAAAUAAAAUGGUCACAGAUUAAGCAGGUAUUGUAAAUUGAGAUUUUCAGCUCCAUUGGCAUAGUAUCUCCAACACCUGGAUGUAAUGGAUCUCGUAUAUCGUCCAAAAAUGGAAAAUAUUGUGUCUAGAACAGUGACUGUGCUAAUCAUGGAAGCUUUUGAACAACAUUUCAUAAAAUGUUUCUAUACAUCAAUUGGCUGGAAAAAAAAUUAAUGCAAGUUGGAUUUAAACUGACAAUCCACUGCCCAAAUACAAAAUCUAUAAAUAGGAACGUUUAGUAGAUCUACCUUGAAUGAAAACUUGCAUGCCCUUUAAUUGUUUUUUUGUUUUCUUUGUGUCUUCAUUGAAGUGUAUCUAUAAACCCCUUGCAAAGGUUGUGGUUCUGCCUUUGCAAGCCCUCCCCUUCAAACCCCGCCCAGACUUUGUGGCUAUCCAAUCACAGACUUCCCAAUGCAGCUCAAUGAGAAGUCUUUGUAAAGCAGGUGCUCUGGGCAAUAGCUAUGUCUUGAGUUUAUCUCCACUGAGCUAACCAAACCAGGAAGUAACAGGACCUGCUGUCUGCUUGAAAGCCAGGGGGGUGCAACCAGGUUGAUUUAUAAAAGCAUACAUUUUUAUUGAAAUCUGAAUUUUUGCAAAAUGAAAUAAAGAGGAUACACUAUCUUGCUGAAAAGCUUUGUGUGUGAAUAAAGUGCUUUAGGGAUCUGGAGUGUUCAUUUCAUAAAUUGGAACCAGAUCACACGCAUUUGUUUUGAUCAAAUAUUUUACAGAAUUAAAUUCAAAUCCACCCAGGUGGUCACUCUAUCUACAUUCAUGGUUUAAUUCUCAUUUGUACCCUUGCUCUUUAAAUCCUUUCUUUUUGUGCUUCUCCCAUCACGCUUUUCUAUUUCUCUCUGUGCGGUAGACUAUUAUUCGUUGUCCUUUUGAUCUAGCCACUGGUUCAGAUGACCACAGAUUCAGAAGCCAGGUAUUGCAUCCUUGCAUUGAGUGAUGCGUGCUUUCAGCAUUUUAAUACCUAACCAGUAAUUCGAUACGAAUAUAAGCAACUUAGUUAUGUCAGCUGUUGAUGGUUGUGGUCGUUAUCAAAGUUUAAAUCCCUCAUUUGUGUGUUGCGAUGUUACUGUAGUCCAGGAGUGGGCAAACUUCGGCCAUAACACUGACAUAGCAUAAUGGGGGGUGUAGUCCAGGACAUCUAGAGUGCCGAAGGUUGCCUAUCCCUGCUGUAGUCCAUUGCAAUAUGUAGCAAUCAGAAAGCCCAAGGACUGUAUCCAGCAAAUCGCAUACGUUGAGGAAAGUAUAAAUCUCAUUUUAUCUAGUAAACGUUAACACCUGACAAAAUGAACCUGGAAUAACACGUCGACUUAUAUUGGAGAGAAAGUUGUUGCACAUUAAAUCUAAACUGAGUACACAACCGUUUGUGGUGAUGAGCAUGUCUGUGUUUCUUGUGAAAGGCUUGCUUGCAUUGGAUGCUGCCCUGUUAUUAAAGGGCUGUCCUGGGAUUUUAGUUGGCCAUUAUUAAACACCCAGACAGCUUUAAGUUCAGUUAUUUGGUUUCUAUAAGAAUUCAAAGAUUACAGCUCAAACACCUCCUUUAUGUCCCUGACUCCCAGAGUUAGUACCUGAAGGUACCAAGUGCCGAUGGUUUUAGGGCAAUUCCUUCUAUUUUCUUAAAUGUUUUGGAAUCUUCCUUGUGCUGAUCUUUCUAAAACAGGGAAACUGCCUGUUUACUUCUGUUUACCUAAAGAUGAAUUCACUUUAGCAAAUUUUUAGAUUUUAAAAGUAAAAAUUAUAUUUUAAUAGGCUGUAUAAAGUGUCCAUUGUCAUAGAAUAACAUUCUGGAGAUAAAACCAAAUUGAAUGUUAAUUGUGAGGUUGGUGUUUGCUUUCCAGAUUAUGGGGAUUAGCUUGUAGACUGGUGUAGAAGGAUAAUGCCCAAACAAGGACACAUUCAGACGCAGUAUAUAACCCAUCAUCUAUUCCCGCAUGCCCAACAUGCUAUAUAAUGUCAUCUUUAUUUCAAUCACACUGUUGUGUUUUGCAGUGGUGGUGUUUUGUUUUGUUUUGUUUUUUGGAUAGGUAGCUAGUAUUUUUAGUAAAAUAAGUAUAUAACUUUAAGUACAAGAAUUUAACUACAACAAGCAGGGCUCUAAUAAAAUGUAAUUUACUGUUUAUGCUUAAACCUUUUGCUUAGAAGAUUUAUAUAUAUAUUUUUUAAUUUUUUGUGCAGGUGGAAGAGAUCGUACAAAACCACAUGACUUACUCGCUACAAGAUGUGGGAGGUGAUGCCAACUGGCAGUUGGUGGUGGAAGAGGGCGAGAUGAAGGUAUGAGCGAUAUACCAUUCUAUCUUUGGUCUUUGCUUAGUCAAAGAUGUAUGCGCUUUCCCCAGGUCCGGACUUUGACAGAUAAUACAUGUAGACAUUGGAAAGAACAGCUGUCUACUUUAAAUUUGUGAGUUGGUGGUUUAGAAGGGAUAGGGUUUAGGAUUGUGGUUUAGGGCUAGGGGAAUACUGUUUAGAGAAUUCUCUACGGGUGCUCCUGUUCCGCUCCUCUCCACCAAUACUGUAAUAAGGCUGCAUCAUACGGUAGGAAUAGAAUGCAAUCAUCUCUUCCAGGACCCCCUACUCCUGUUCUGGUGCGUGAGUUGUUCGUGAGUCAGGGGUGUGACGCAAUUUAGUUAAGGAGUUUUGUUUGGUGUGUUUUUUUUUUUGUUUUGUUUUUGUUUUUCUCCUACUAAAUGUGUACCCAAUUAUUAUUUUUUUUAUUUUUUAUGUUUCGUCGUGGGGCAUGUUAUUACUGUCACUAAAAGGAAGUCUGCCCCUUUGUUAUUGGCAAAGCAAAGACCAAUAUUCUCCUCUUAAUUACAAACUGAUUUAUAAUUUAUCUGUAUAUGUAAAGGUUUAUAGAAGAGAAGUUGAGGAAAACGGAAUUGUGUUAGAUCCACUGAAGGCCACUCAUUCUGUGAAGGGAGUCACUGGUCAUGAAGUCUGCCAGUAUUUCUGGAAUGUUGAUGUCCGUAACGACUGGGAAAGUAAGCCAUUAAACUUAUUAUACUUCUUUAAAGUCUUUAAUGCUUAUCAUAGAUACCCAUUGGAAUACUUGUCUAUGACUUAUAAUUCGUUUUUAUAUUUAUUCAGCGACCGUUGAAAACUUCCAGGUUGUGGAGAAGCUAUCUACGAAUGCAAUCAUUGUGUAUCAAACACACAAGGUAUUCCUGUUAAUUUGUGUGUCGGUGUUCUAUAUAAGGCUCGUCUUUGUUUUGUUCUGUCUUUUGAUAUGAAAACCAGGUAUAGUCCUUUUUUGUAGUGGAUGAAAACUUUCAUUUAAUGAAGUGGUUUCUGUGUAUAGUCCAAUGGGGAGGCGUGGAUAUGACUGCAUAAACAAAGUGACUUGGGUUCUCAUGAUGGAGAAUUAUACAGUGAGACUCCAGGUCUAGAAACCAAAACUUAUUAAUUAAAGGAACACUAUAGGGUCAGGAACACAAACAUGUAUUCCUCACCCUAUAGUGUUAAAAUCACCAUUUAGUCCUGCUGCCCACACCCCUAAAUAUAGUAAAAUCUUACUUCGAUUCAAGUCUGCAGCUGCUGGCUCUGCCACUGAUCUGCCUGCUUGGCUGACAUCAGCAGAAGUGGUAGUCUGAGCCAGUCACAAUACUUUCCCAUAUGCUUGGUUGUCACUGUCAAGGCGGCAGAUUAGGGUCAGAGCCAGCACAGGUCAAACACAGCCCUGGCCAAUCAGCAUCUCCUCAUAGAAAUGCAUUGAAACAAUGCACCUCUAUGAGGAAAGUUCAGUGUCUGCAUGCAGAGGGUGGAGACACUGAAUGUCAGUCACAGUGUGCAGCACUGCCCCAGGAAGCACCUCUAGCAGCCAUCUGAGGAGUUAUCACUAGGCUGCAAUGUAAACACUGCAUUUUCUCUGAAAAGAUCAUGUUGGCUGCAAAAAGCCUGAAGGUAAUGAUUCUACUCACCAGGACAAAUACAAUAAGCUGUAGUUGUUCUGGUGACUAUAUUGUCCCUUUAAGCUUAAGUUGACUUGGUGCGUAGUGUUGUAUAAUUUCUCCACUCCUUCAUUCUUACCAUUUGUAUGGUUAAUAUGCUUUCCCAAACCUUUAUCCUAUUGUAUGUUAUGGUGCACACACUCUGCCAACCUUGCUCCUAUUCAUAAGUGAGCAUCGGCCUUUUCAAAAAGCUUUAAAAGUUCGAUGCCAGCUGUCCAUACACUAGUUGAUAGCAACAUGGGCUGAAGAGGGAUCCUAUAACAUAAAACUAUUUAGAUUGGUCUCCUGAUAUCUUAAUAAAAUCUUAAUUGCAGGGAGCUAACAGUUGGUAAUGUUCUCCACAAAUUGAUUCUGUCCUGAAAAAAGUUGUGAUCACUUGCUGAACACUGUCAAUAGGUUCUCAACAUUACAUGAAAGCAUUUCUUUGCCGCCAUAUUGGAGUUUUAGACUGUAUAUCUGACUAGUGUUUUGAUGCAUUCUAAAUUGCCAAUGUGAUAGAAUAUUAUUUAAAUCAUUCUUAAACUCUGAGUCUCUAACAGUUGUAAUGGCAAGCUUCUAAUGUGAAAAUGGAAUCCGCUUCACGGCAUAAUUUUAGUUUUUAGAGUGUAUUGUAUUAAAGGGACACAACUGUAUUGUAUUGUAUUGUAUUGGUGUCUGGAUUCACUGACACUGUUCAUCCAUUCAGUGUUAAACCGGUUCCUAGCCAUUUAACACUAAAUGAGGGUCCUUGGCUAAAGGUUGGUCUUUAAUGGUGUAACGGAACACUGUAACGGAACCGCUGGCACCCCGACCGGGUACCAUCCGAGGACUCCAACCACUCUGCCAGACACCAUAACCACUGUAGACUCCCACGAACUACCGCAGCUUGGCUGGGGUCUCGCCGUCUCCACCCACUCUGGAUCCAAAACCAGGGUCCAGCUUUCAGUAGGUCAACCUCUCCGAAUUCCAGAGAGCAGGAACAAGCUCUUAGCAGAGCUUAGUGAUUAUACCCUGGGGAGUAUAGUGAUUAUAGCAAUCCCCAUAGUGUAGUUCUUUAAUCCCCCAAACAUGAGCCGAAACUUCAUGAAGGUACAAGAUUAUCUGCUUUAUUUGGCACCAAACGGCCUUCUUUUAUGCAGGUUUUCCUUACAUAGGACCACCCACAGGGUUUCACAGAACAACCAAUAACACAUGUACAUUACAGAAAACACUCCCAGCAAUAACACACAAAAUCCUCCCCUCUGCCUGUGAUAUAACUAUGGUACACAAUGGUUAACAUAAUUAUCACAGGAAAAAUACAGUUUUUAUACAUACACUGUAACUUUAAAAAUAUACGUCCAAUCUUACAUAUUCAGAAUCAGCACACUUUAAAUAUAAACACUCUCAAAAAUCAGACCAAUCCAUCCAGUAGAUAAAGUUAGACGGAAGUCCUUUAUGACCAACCGCAAGCACAUUUUCCUGCCCAAAACAGUUCCAUAGAUGUGGGCUGUGCGGCCGGUCAAUUUUAUGCAAAAAAAAGUCCCAUUCGAAUGCAUGAACAAGGCCGUUCGUGCAUUUGGCUCAGUAUAACAGUGAGUUCAAACUGCCGAACGGAACUUUUGUAGCUGAAAACUGAGUGUAGGAGAAGGUAAGGGUCAGUGGUGUUCGUUGAAAUGUGUAGCUGAUUUCAGUUCCAUGAAUUUGGCUACACAUACCGCUGACCUCGUUCGAAUGAACAAAGAUGGCUGCUGCCACGUGUUGGUUUGCACGAACUGCGGCCACCCAGCGGUCGGCAAUUUACCUGCAGCAGGCUCCCAGCCUGGGAGGUAAAUUGCCUGCACACUUCCACUUCUGGGUGGUCCGCCUGUGUGGUACUUGGUUCAGUAAGCCCAAUUUACUGAACCAAGUGGAUAAUGGCACACAGUCUUAAAGGGGCAUUGUCACACACAGUCUCAAUAUGUCCCCAGACUGUUCUUAAAGGGCCAGCAUGGUCCAAUACAAGUCCAUAAGCCACAACGCUGUUCUUAAAGGGCCAGCAGCAGCACAAUAUAAAUCAAUUAGCCCAAAUAAUGUUUGUAAAGGGCCAUACAACCCAGGGCCAUAGUCAUGAGGCAGGAGGCUGGUAAUCAGGCUCCUCCAACAGCCAGGGUCAAAGGACAGCUUGUCACCUAAAAAUCCAGUGACAAAAGGCAUUUCGUCACAAAUGGUAUAUGCCAUCCAUAGCGAUUUCAUUAAACUUCCUGACAACAUUGGUUUGAAUACCUGUUCGCCCAUCUUCAUACUAACCUAACUUAAUGUAUUGCUUUUAAGCCUUUCUCUGAAUUUCCUUUUCUUUGCAGAGAGUCUGGCCAGCUUCCCAACGUGAUGUCUUAUAUCUAUCGGCUAUCAGAGUCAUCCCAGCAGCUAGUGAGAAUGAAACGGACACGUGGAUUGUCUGUAACUUUUCUGUGGAUCAUGACAGUGCUCCGGUGAGUAGCUCCAUUUCCUGGGGUAUUAUUUAUUAGCGCCAGCAUAUUCCAAAGCACUUUACAAUCCUAGAAUGGGAAUAACGAUCUGUGAAUGCUGAAUGUUGGUUAUCCUGAUGGUGGUUUGAAAGAAUGAGUUUAGCUUUCCCUGAUGGCAUUGUCUUUAUGCUUUGUAAACUGUAUCUCUUCUGACUAGAGAGCAUUUUUCUAAUAGUUUGCUAUUUUUCCAUAGAAAUCAGUAGAUGAGCUUGUCUGUUAUAAUCUAGUCAUGAACGUGCAUUUCAAACCAAUCUCCACCAGCUACUUUUUGUUUAAUUAUACUUUUUUUUUUUUUUUUUCAUACGGGAGACUUCAUUUAAACUUUGUUACAUUGUAAAAUUAUUCUUUACUUGUAUUCAAACAGCUUAACAACCGGUGUGUUCGUGCCAAAAUUAACAUUGCGUUGAUCUGUCAAACACUGGUCAGCCCCCCUGAAGGAAACCAGGAAAUAAGCAGAGACAACAUUCAUUGCAAGAUCACAUAUGUUGCAAAUGGUAGGACUUCCUUUAAAAAAAAUGUUUGCAUGGUUGGAAGCCUGUAAAAUAAAAGAUGUUCGGUUUAGAUACAAACUAUCGAGUUUUCCUUCCAGUGAGGUGGGAGUGACCCUCUCUGAGAAGCCUGGUACUGGUGAAUAAAAUUGGGACAGACGGGCAUUGCAGAUUUAUAUCUGUAGAGGUGUUUUGUUUUACAAGAGCGGUUAUAAACAAUUGGGGUUAGAGACUAAGAGAGGACCCCUCAUGCACCAUAAUCUAUACAGUAUGGCUUUACGCUGCUUGGAGGGUCCCUUUAAGGGAUUGCAGAAAAUGUAAUUUGCUCCACUUGCAAGUAUUUAUCAGUGAAUGUGGGAGGAAUCCCACACAGCACCCAUGUGAAAUGGGGCCAUGGUAUGUGCCGUGUUAUAGAGACAGAAUGGCUGCAAACCACUUGUAACGGAGCUCCAGUACUCCGACAGAGUACCUCCUCCAAGUUUGCUUCCUAGUAGCUAUCAGGGACCGUGGAGCACUUCAGACCCUGUCACCGAGGCUUGACUGGGAUCACUUAGGGCCUUUUCCACCCUGGACCAAACACUAGACGACACAUGGUGAAGGUUAAACAGCAGGUCUGACCACAGCACACAUUUUAAUCCCCCAACAACCUCCUUUACAUACAAUAGGUUAAUAAGAGCACUAUAGCACAAAGAAGGGUGGGGUCAGACAAUAGCAAAGGCUGAUGAGAUUGCCAAACCAGUUAAAACUGGCUGCUUUGUCCCUCCUCAGUGUCCCUUGGACAACGCCCUGCUGUGGAUACAAUAGGACAGGAAAAAGGGGGAGGGGGAGAUGCACCGACCAGCAAGACAUUCAACAUACCCUACACAAAUAGGCACAGGGUGACCAAACACAGAAGGAAUUUGGGGGCCCACACAUGGUAUUCACCGUCACUGGGGAUGGAAGACAGACACUGUCACACCACUCUCGCUACAAUUCAUGGGGCGUAAGGCAAAUCCCGUUUCUGGGUUAAGAGGAACCAUCACUUGUAAGGGAUUUAAUAUUUUGUUUACUUUUCUCCUUUAUUUAUGUGUCAGAAAAUACAAUUUAAAUGUAGAAAUCCACACCUCUGUAUAUAUCUCUAUACCUCCAUCUUGGAACUGAGCUUUUGUCAAUCAUUGAUAUGAUGUCCAUAUAGAGGUGUAGAAUUGAGUCAAUGAUUACCUUUCUCCUAAUUUACAAUAUGUGCUUUGGCUGUGCCUGAACUGGGUCGUGAUCUCCGUUGUUAAAUCCUAACUAUAAAGAUUAACGUUGCCUUUUGCAAGCUUGCGCUACUUAGUUGUGACUAAGAAUAUAAAAAGUUACAUUGUGAGUUUCUUAUUUAGAUUAAAUUGUUUGUUCUCCUUCCAGUGAAUCCAGGCGGUUGGGCUCCUGCGUCGGUGCUUCGAGCAGUAGCCAAGCGAGAAUAUCCAAAGUUUCUUAAACGGUUUACUUCAUAUGUACAGGAGAAAACCGCCGGCAAACCUAUAUUUUUCUAGCAAUUGACCGGUAAGUAAAUAUUUGGUUAAUUCAGGUUGGGUUUGAUUUGAAUCAUGAUUUUUAAAAGUAAAAACUAAUUCUUGCUGAUUGUUAUAAUAUGUAAUAUUUGCAACCAAAUGAAGAUUUCCUAUUUUAAAUUACUUUUAGUUUACAUCAGAACUGAUUUGUUCUAUACCAUUCUUAAUACAUGGGUAAUGAUGUAUUAUUGCAGGGUAAACUAUUCCAAGUUUAAAGGGAAACUAUAUAGUGUUACAUCUGUCACUUACCUCAGUCCAGUGCUGGUGUCCCUUGGCGCUCACUUGGAUUCACCUUUGCUCCUCCACCACUGAUGUCAUAAGGUUAUGGUGUAAGGAGGUCCCCUGUCCCCCAUUACGCAAUGUAUAACUGUAGCCAUAAGGUUAUGGUGUAAGGAGGUCCCCUGUCUCACCGCCCACAGUGUAUUAUAACUGCAGCUAUAAGGUUAUGGUGUAAGGAGGUCCCCUGUCUCACCGCCCACAGUGUAUUAUAACUGUAGCCAUAAGGUUAUGGUGUAAGGAGGUCCCCUGUCUCCCCGCCCACAGUGUAUUAUAACUGUAGCUAUAAGGUUAUGGUGGAGGAGGUCCCCUGUCUCCCCGCACACAGUGUAUUAUAACUGCAGCUAUAAGGUUAUGGUGUAAGGAGAUCCCCUGUCUCCCCGCACACAGUGUAUUAUAACUGUAGCUAUAAGGUUAUGGUGUAAGGAGGUCCCCUGUCUCCCCGCACACAGUGUAUUAUAACUGCAGCUAUAAGGUUAUGGUGUAAGGAGGUCCCCUGUCUCCAUACACAGAGUAUUAUACUUCAGCUAUAAGUUAUGGUGUAAGGAUGUCCCUGUCUCCCGCCCACGGUGUAUUACUAUAGCUGCAGCUAUAAGGGUUGCUUGGUGUAAGGAGGGUCCCUGUCUCCCAGCACCACGGUAUGGUAUAACUUUCCACCAGCCUAUAAGGUUAUGGUGUAAAGAGGUCCCCUGUCUCCCUGCACACAGUGUAUUAUAACUGCAGCUAUAAGGUUAUGGUGUAAGGAGGUCCCCUGUCUCCUCGCACACCGUGUAUUAUAACUGCAGCUAUAAGGUUAUGGUGUAAGGAGGUCCCUGUCUCCCUGCACACAGUGUAUUAUAACUGCAGCUAUAAGGUUAUGGAGUAAGGAGGUCCCCUGUCUCCCCGCACACAGUGUAUUAUAACUGCAGCUAUAAGGUUAUGGAGUAAGGAGGUCCCCUGUCUCCCGCACACAGUGUAUUAUAACUGUAGCCAUAAGAUUUAUGGUGGAGGAGGGUCCCCUGUCUCCCCUUUUUCAGUGUAUUAUAACUGCAGCCUGGGUUAUGGUGUAGGGGUCCUGUCUCCCCGCCCACAGUGUAUUAUAACUGUAGCUAUAAGGUUAUGGUGUAAGGAGGGUCCCCUGUCUCCCCGCACACAGUGUAUUAUAACUGCAGCUAUAAGGUUAUGGUGUAAGGAGGUCCCCUGUCUCCCGCACACAGUGUAUUAUAACUGCAGCUAUAAGGUUAUGGUGUAAGGAGGUCCCCUGUCUCCCGCACACAGUGUAUUAUAACUGCAGCUAUAAGGUUAUGGUGUAAGGAGGUCCCCUGUCUCCCCGCACACAGUGUAUUAUAACUGCAGCUAUAAGGUUAUGGUGUAAGGAGGUCCCCUGUCCCCCAUUACGCAAUGUAUUAUAACUGCAGCUAUAAGGUUAUGGUGUAAGGAGGUCCCCUGUCUCCCCGCCCACAGUGUAUUAUAACUGUAGCUAUAAGGUUAUGGUGUAAGGAGGUCCCCUGUCUCCCUGCACACGGUGUAUUAUAACGGCAGCUAUAAGGUUAUGGUGUAAGGAGAACCCCUGUCUCCCCGCACACAGUGUAUUAUAACUGCAGCUAUAAGGUUAUGGUGUAAGGAGGUCCCCUGUCUCCCCGCCCAGUGUAUUAUAACUGCAGCUAUAAGGUUAUGGUGUAAGGAGGUCCCCUGUCUCCCCGCCCAUAGUGUAUUAUAACUGUAGCUAUAAGGUUAUGGUGUAAGGAUGCCCCCCUGUCCCAGUCACCCUGCACACAGUGUAUUCUAUAAAAAGGCCUGCCCCUUUCCUAGGGUACAUUACAGCAAGUUUUGAUUCUUCCUCUUUAAAUUUAUAGCACACCUAUGCUCAUCAAGUCCUAAAUUACCCUUGUAUGUUGGAGAGAGCCUAAAUUGUGCUUGCCUGUCUGCACGGUCAGGUACUCAUCGUAUGCAAAAAUACAACUGCUGCUUACAGAGCCUAGUUUCUGUGUUUGCUGCUGAUUGCCUCUGCUCUUGUAGCAGCUGCAAGACCUUUCAUAUAUGUGGGUGGGGAAAUUUAUAUAUAAUAUAAUUUGUCAUCUACAUUUGUGAAACCCGGUUUAUUUCCAUUAAAAUCCAAAGUUAUAGAAAUGGUUCCACACGGUAUGUGCAUCAAGGGGCUCUUCCCUCUAUGGUCAUGUCAUACACUGUACUUUAAUGUACAAUCAUUCAUCUUUUUCUUUUUUCUCAGCAAAACGGUUUAUUGUAACGAAGAACUGUAGUGAGAGCCCUCAUUUUUUUUUGUUUAUUUUGUAUUACUGUUUCAUACCCAUGCUUGACCCCUACCUUAAUGUUCUGCUCUUUUCUACGCUUUGAGUUAUUUUCAACAUUUAGAAGUGCAUGUGUGGAAUAAUUAAAUUUUAAAUGAAAAAUGUCCCUCUUUAACCACUGAGUGAUAACAAUCCAGUUGUACUCUAAAAGCUGUCUGUUGAAUAGCACCAUGUAGUAAACCGUACUGUGCAGCCAUUUUAAAAAGCGUUAACUGUCAUUUCUUCCUCAGCUACAUGAAGGCCGUAUGAACAUUCCACAUUAUAUUAGACGGAGCGAUUCACAUCAGAAAUGGAACACGAUCUGCAGCCGCCUUCGUUAUUUUCUCCUCUAUAGCUUUUAAGGCAUCCCAAAAUGAGGGCGGAAAACCUACAGUGGACAGGCAAUCAAACACUAGCUGUCUAAUGUCAGUCCUCCUCGCGGAGUCUGUGUGUAAUUUAUAUCCACAUGUACAGCUUUUUUCCCUUUUUUUUUUUUUUUUUUUUCCCGGUCUGUUUGCUUUGAAGGAUUACAGUUGUAUUUUAACUCACAACCUAUAUGGCUCAAGGCUUUUAUCUUCAAAACUGUACAAAAUGCUCGUCUACCAUAGGCCUGUAACAGUAAAUAAGCCAUAAAGAGGUUUGUGUUUUUGAGCAUAAAAAUAUGAACAGAUUGUGAGGGGUUUUUUUUGUUUGUUUGUUUGUUUUUUUACUUUCCAGGGUGUGAGAAAGUUUAUUGGUGGGAAGUGUGUUUUGUUUUUUUUGUUUUUUGUUUUUUUUAUUGUUUUUUUGGAAUAUAAAUAUAUUUUGAUUGCUUGUUGCAAAUCCUUGCAGGAGCACUGUAAAAUUAUAGAUAAGAGGGCUGUUCUAAUCGAUGGCUUUGCCUUUCUAUAUGUAACUCCUAUGAAGACUCAAAGUCUGAUGGGGUUCUAUAAAAUCUAAGAAAGCUUUAUUUUCUCCCCCCAAAAUAUAUCUCUAUAUUUCUAUUGCAUUUUUGGUUUGUGGCGCAAAAUUGUGUUCUUUAUACAAUCCAGACAUUUCAAGAUUAAUUCUUGAAGAUCUAUUAAUCUGUCUGAAAACGGUCUCUGUUUCUCUGAGGACAAGCCAUGCUGUUCAGAAUGUGCAAGUCGUUCUCUGUGUUUAUAGAUUGCUGGGGCGGCUUGCAGAGGUCUUGCUUUGUGCCCCCAGCAGAUCUGUGUCUUCACUCUUUGCUGAAUUUAAAGACAGGCUAACCCAUCUAAAUUAAAGUAAAGAGAUAUAUGUCAAUGCUCUGCAUUUCAAUUUUGUGGGGUCUGCCCCAUAUAAAAAGAUAUGUGAACUUAAAAAGUUUGUUCCCAACAAAACCAAGAAUAGUCUCUGUAUAAAAUGGCUGGAUUUUCCCUUACUGGUCUUGGCCUGCAUCACUGGUUGACAAACUAGCUCAAAAUGGUUAUUUUCACUAUCUAUGAAGCCAACAUGACCUGAUGGGCCUUUCCUGUACUGCAAAGAAAUAUUAUCUGUCUACCUCUAGUGAUAAAUAUACCAGUUUCUACUUGGUUUAUAUUUGCAGAGUACCCAGAAUGGAAUAUCUUGUUCAAAUCAUGGAUGGGCCUGUCUUUAAUAUCACAUUAUCAGUGUUGGAUUUAACAAUAUUUUAUAUUAAUUGUAUGCGUUUAUAUGUUUUAAGACAGUCAUUUGUUUAUAUUUAUAUAUAAAUGUAUAUCCUAUUUUUCUUUUGGGGGGAAUGCAGUUUUUGAUGGUAUUUGGGAUUUUCAUUAAAACAAAAUGUGAAUAUAGAUAUAUAGAAGUGUAAGAUUUGGCUCAGAUUAAAUUUUCUCACAUAACUUGUUCAAUAGUAGUCCUAUUACAUCCCGUAUACUACACAAUGUUUGCAUUCCCAGUUGUUACUGCCCAUUGUUCUUCUCCUUUAUGGAUACAGAAUUCUGGCUCAUUUCUUAACUUUACAUUCGGUCUUGUGCAUCUCUUAAAAUAUUAAAGAUCUACAAUUAUAUAAAUGUAAUUCCUUGUCACAUACACACUAGCUAUGUGAUUUAGACUUUUUUUUUAUUUUUUAUUUUAUAAACUGGGUUAAAACAAGUAUAUUGAAACGCAGAUGUAUAUAAUCGAUUUUUGUGUACAAAUUUCAGAAAACUUUGCAAAAUAAACUACUACCUACAGAUAUUUUCUGCCUUGGGAGUGUAACGCUUUUCCUGUACAAAUACAAAGAACUUGGUCCUUAGACAGCGUUCCCAAUUGCUUACUACAUAUAUAUAUAUAUACUCCUAAUGACUUUAUUUUUCUCUCUCCAAGAAAAAUGCCUUACUACAACUAAAAGCUGUUUUAUGGUGUGAUAUUUAAGAAAAGUGCCUACGUGUUAAUAGACGUACGGUUGUAAACGUUGAAAUUAAUUCUAUUCAUCGCUACAUCAAAGUUAACAUUUUCCGAAUUUUUCCAAGGCCUUCUCUUGUUAGUAUUUAAAAGACCAAAAAUGAAGCCACUAAUAAGGAGUUGAAAACCAAUAUGAACACUUCAAGAUGAAUGUUUAAUAGGCAGGCUAUAUUUUUUUUAUUUUAUUAUUAUUACUAUUUUAAGAGUGGUGGACAAGUGUGCAAUCAAUUUUGUUUUCUGAUGGGUUGCAAAUUUUUCCAUCUGUUAAGAGCAUAAAGUUUAAGCUUUAUAAAGGCAAACAGAAAGUUUACAAAAUAUAUAAAUCCUAAUAUCUUUAGUUGCAUUUGCACUAAAUGUGAUGUACUUUUGCUAUUCUGUAAAUAAAUGUAUUACACUAAGGAAUAAUGGAUAGAAUUGUUUAUUUGAAUCACAUCCUCCAUGAUUGCUGUAAGUGCUUAAAAAUCUAGUGAUGUCUUGAAUGUGGGAGAUUACAUUCCUGAGUGAUUGUUUUAGGGCAAAAAUUUUACAACCUGCGGUAAUCUGAUAUUUAAACCAAUAUCUACAUGUAAAACUCAACUGGGUAGGAUAGUGCGGGAUGCUCUGUCAACUGCAUUAACACUGACACGUUAAACGGUCCAUUUACAAAGAACACUCAAUGUUUUAAACUGAAAUCUGUGUAAAGUCGGGAUGGCCGGGACUCCAACUUUUAAC
This is a messenger RNA of Pelobates cultripes (western spadefoot toad), 66627 nucleotides long. The record is from the annotation of a GenBank genome assembly. Lineage: Eukaryota; Metazoa; Chordata; Amphibia; Anura; Pelobatidae.